AGAGAGGCUGAGGGUUUACACAUUGAAUUUGAGGAAAUUUAACUUUGAUUUUGCUUUUAUAAGGACAAUUUUAUUUCUGGACUUUCAGGACUUUUCAUUUGUUUUUUUUAUCAAUGGAUUUAUUCACCUGCAGGUGUGGCAGAGGAGAAGUCUGAACCUGAGUCCUGAAAAGCAAAGCAGAAGAAGAGGAAAGGAGGACCUUACAUCUAAAAGAGGAGGAGGAAAAUAAAGUAAACAAAGCCGGCUGAGUUUGGCAGCACAGUCACCUAACGGACGCACACAUCCACAGACCUGCACCAUGCCAGCUGGAGGACAGAGGUUUUCAGACAUGGAGAUGUUAGUAGGGAUGGAGGACAAGCCUGCAGACAACGCCAGAGGCAGAGCAGGGAGCUGUGUGGAGUUUUACAACAUCAAAGUAAGUUUCUUUGCUCUUUUGCUUUUCAUGUGCUUCUUCUUAUGACUUAAGCCUCGGAUUUUAAACAUGCCUGUAGAAAUGGGUGAGUCACAUUUUGCACAGGAAGUCUGAGAAAGUUCGGGAAUUUCACCCAACACUUCACAGGUAUCCACCAGAAUGUGAUUUCCCACUUAUUGCACACACUUGUUGCAUUUCUGAGCCGAAGAACUGUCAAAAUAGGAAUGAAAUAUCAUCGGGCUCAGUCGCAGGAUAUCGACACGUCAUGGAAAACUCAUUAUAUUCCACACAGAACCCUCCCUCUGUGGGAACUGUUAUGAUGCUCACAGUGUGUGACGGUGUGCAUGAGCUGGUGAGUGUGUGACCUUAAACUAUGAGAUCAGUUGGUGUACUGGUAUGUAGCUCAUCAUAGUGGAUGGAGCUCAUGGAUAAAAUGAAGACGUGAACUUUACCACUUUGAAAUCACCUGUUGAUGUCUACCAGUUUGAAGUCCUGAGUUUAACAUUUUGCUGAGACUAUCUUUGAUUUCUGGAAAAGAAAAUUUACACAUUUGGAUGACACUUGGAUCACUUGGAGGCACUGCACAUUUUUGAAAGGGAUAUUUCCAAAAAAGCCAUCUCUAAUGCAGUAUUUCAGAGCCAACAUGUCUAUUGGCCUAAUAAGUUCAUUGAACAUUCACCCAACUAUAUUCGUUAUAAAAUGACUGUUGAUUAUUUGACUAUUCUUAAAUCAGCUGGUUAGAGUUAAAAUGAAAGGUCAUUCUUGCAGAAGGUGUAGUCAGUGCACCAUUUUCUAUGUCUAACUAGAUAAUAACUGCAAAAAUUGAAAUUAGCCAAACUAGAGUACUCCACUCGUCAAUCAAAGUAGCAAAGUCCCGAAUUAGUCUGACUUUUAGUUUGAAAGUGAGUAAAAUGGUUUUGGUAGAAGGAAAAUUAUGUUGAAAGUCAUUCUCAAGGUUGUCAGUACACAGGGAUGCAGUUCACCCGUCCAAAAUCAGCCACCAAUCUUAAAAUUUAUGAUCAAACCAGUACAGUGGUCCUUUAAUUCAUGGCAUGGUUUGUUCAACAUUUAAAAUGUGAAUUGUUUGCGUAGGUGGCUUUUCUAAUUGGGGUUAGUUUGGUUUACAAGCUGAAAGUAAGAAUAACUGAGAAAUCCAUAGUCUUCCUUUAAGAUAUCAAGACUUGUGGACCGAAAGUCUGCUGAUCUGCACACUGUAGAAAAGCGAUUAAGUGCAACAGCAGGAAGAUAAGUCAGAUCAGGUGACAAAAUCACACAGAAAAACCUCGGCUAAGACACGAGCAUUAGUAAGCUGCAGCCCAAGCACGCACUCAUUCUGUUUUAUUAUAACUUGUAUAACUUGCAGCUGGAUCGGAUCGUAAUUAUUGGAAGUGGAAUCGGAUCUGUAUCCGAUCAGGUUGUAACAGAUUGCUGUCGAGGGAAAGUUGCACACCCCUAACAAAUGAUUAAUCAGGGUAAUUUCCUGACAAUUCCAUUUUUGCUGUGCAGUUUGGCAUUUCAACAUGGUGGUCUAUAGGAAUUCACUCACUUUUGAAGUUAACCCCAAGUGGCCACAAAAGGAACUGCAGUUUUAGACUUUAGUUUAAUGACCUUUCAUAGCAGACAAGCUAGGAUAUUAUAUUUACACGCUACUUUAUGAAGCAGAGGUUACAGUGUGGUUAAAAGCAUGAAGUAAACUUAGGAGCAGAGGUUGGAAAACAGUCAAAGACCACUUGAGUGUUGUCUCAUAACCUUGGAGUAUGUGUGUUUUUCAUGCAGAUUCACGCCCCCACAUAGAAGCACCCAUAAAAUCAGUGUUAUUGACGGGAUAAGUUCAACCAUUAUUACAGCCACUUCACUGCGCUUAUGGUAAAGCCAGCAGACCUAAAGAGAUUUGUAUGUGAUUGGAAAGAGCUGAGCUGUUUGAGGAGGGUCUGAGCCAGCUGCCAGAUGCUCAGACUGCCUCAGCGGUGGACGGAGCUGAACCUGCUGUUUUUUUUUUUCUAGUUCUGGAAAAAAAAGCCUUCAAAUCUAUCCUGGUAGAGAGGAAAUGUUAUAUAUGUUUAGGCUUUACUUAAUGCUGCAGGAUUUAUCUGUUGUUUAAAGUUUCUCCCCUGGAGUUUAUGAAACCUGUAAGAACUCAUCUCUGUGAAUCACGGCUACAUAUUUCAAACUCGACAUCUUUACCUUCAUUAUUUGUGCUGCCGUAUGCAUUUUUAUCCCUGUAUGUAACUGUUGCAUGAUAAACAAAUUUUUCCUCCAGAUUUGAAGUGGAACUUUUUUCACUUCAUCUGGUGUGCGUCCUUUUCUGACCCCAGUUCAAGUUUUCUGAUGAAGGUAUUCUGUAAGCAACGGAUGCAUUUGUUUUUUUUGCUGCACUACUUCCAUUUCAGAGUUUAAUUUGGGCAUUUCCAACUUCUCAGAAGGUCCAAAUCUAAGAAAAAUCUUGAGAUGUUUGUAAGUGAAGCCCAGAAUAUCGAAAGGCAGAAUUCCUGCAGCAGUGUGCACUUCGAUACUGGCAGACACGUUUGGAGAAAGUGCAGGAACAUUUUAGCUUGCAAAUACUAUACGUAGAAAUAAGUUCACUAAGUUCAUGGCAGGUUUGUGUGUUUGGUUGUUUUUUCUUCAGGUGCUGUGAUUAGAAGCAGAGAUCAGUGUUUUGGAUACAUGAGGAGGUGUAUUUCUUUAUGUGAAGCUGUUUAUGACCUCUUAAAAGUGUGUCAACAGAAAACAGAGCAGAUGCACUCUUUAUAAAUUGUGUUUGAAACCCUUCAUGACAGUCUGCUCCUUCACUGCGGAAGCUGUUUACUGUCAGGAGGUCAAGGGUGAAUUUUUAAAAAUAGCGUGAUACCUGUUGGAGUCUGCGGCACGUUUUUGGCACGUUUGGAGGAGUUACUUCAGCUCCCUGUGCAGAGGUCUGUUUAUGAUCAGCUCUGGCAGCAGUUUAACAACACAAUUACUUCUAAAGAAGCAGCCGUGCAGUAUUAUUGUAAAGCUAAUCUGAUACAUUUAAAAGAAACACCAGCUAUCCAAAUGUUUCUGUGUUGUCGUCACAUUUACAUUUCUUUAUGUCUUUGCCUCCCCUUGAAUAAACCACCUUUGGCAUUCACCCAAACUGAAUGGAUUACAUACUUUCUACUAGUAAUAUAAAUAUUUAUCAGCUUAUAAAAACCAUAUAUGUCAGACCCCAUAAAGCCUUCUGACCUGAUUUCCUCGACCUCCUCUUCAAAGGAUAAAACAGUAGGUCAUUUAUCUAUAUACAGUAUAUAUAUAUAUAUAUAUAUAUAAUAAUCCUGACAUGACCUACUCUUUAUAAAUUGCCACAGAGCAAAUAGACUGUCAAGGGUCAUGUGCUUGGUGUAAAUGACAUUAACCGCCCUGAAAUCUCGCGGGUGUGUCAGUGUUUUUUUCUCUCUUUCCCUCCUUCUUCUGUCACAUGUGAAAAGCUGUUUAACUUUUUUUUGUAAAUCAAUCAGUGGCUGCUUUUUGUGCACACAUGAUAAAACUUGGUUGUAUGGGAUUACAGAAGCGUGAGUCUGGUGUACAGUAGUAGGAAGUCAGGUGGCAUCACGUGCUGUCGCCCACAGACCGGACAGACUCAGAGGAAUGCUGUUUUUGUGUGGAGUGAGACCGCCGGGCUGGCUCUUUGUUCGAAAGAAGGCUGAGGGGCUGCUGUGGUACGAUACAAAACUCCAAAACUAGAGGCAUUAGUGCCAGUUAACAUACGUUUCAAGUAAGAAUUAAAAAAGGAUGAGACAAAAUUUAAUAAGAGGAAAACAUCACAUUAAAAGUGAGUCUUUAAAAGUGGAUUUUAAGAUGUCUCAACAUUGUUAUUAUUCUAGGCAGGUUGUUUCAAAGUCAUUCAGCCCUGAUGGAGAGGCUGGUUCACCAAAUGUAAACAUUAUCAUGGCAUGCUCUAUAUUUGUUCAGACUUGAUUUUGUAAAAGUUGUAGCCGUAGUUUGAAGGUCAGUUUUGAAAAAAGUAUUUGGUGGGACAACCCCCCCAAACAAGGACACACUAAGAAGAUGAAGAACCAGUUACCAAUGAAGAAAUAUACACACACACACACAAGCACACACAGUACAUGCAUUAAAUCAGUCACGUGUGCACUUUCAUAAAGAGGUUCUUAACCCCUUGGACCCUCAAACACACACACACACAGACACACACUAACACAGGGCUGAAUAUAUACAGAGGCACCAUACAUGCCUAAGUACAUAUACAGUAAGGCUGAUUUGUUAUGAGUUUGGGGCCGUAAUGAUACACCUGCGAAAGCCUGGAGAUAACUUUAAUGAUACACUGAGCGUCAUGCCUGCUGAACUUCAAACUCUGUGUGCUUGUGUGUGUUUGUACAUGUUGUUAGCUAUUACCGAUAUAGCAUCAGACCCCAAGCUCAGACUGUUGAACAUUUAUUCCCCACUACAUCAUACUGUUGUGAAACUUUUAAAAACUUUCCAGACUUUAAAAUGAUAGAGUCCGCAUGAUUUUUACAUUGAAUUAUGAAUGCUGUCCUUUGUUAUCAGAUAAACUGGACCGAUAAGAUCCUUUAUUUAAGAUGACGAUAUAGGGGCGAAGCUUAAACAGCCAAGUCAGUGGUUUCAGUCAUCGGAAGACGCCUUGAAUCUACUAUUGCAGUCAUUUUAAGCAAACUGGGUAAUGUAUUUUUUUUUAUUUAAACAAGAAGAAACAACUGCUCAUACAGCACUCGUUGUCGAGAAAGGUACGUUUAUUCCUUUGCAUGCUGCUAUCUGUUCAUAUUGCUUUGGGCUUCAUCACAUGUUAAUCCGAUUGGAUGUAGGUCUAUACAAUUGCUUCCAGAUGCACUUUCGUAUACAAUUGUUGCAAACCUAUUCACAUAAGUAAAUUGCGGUGAUGCCAGUCUAUUAAGAAGUACCACUGCAUUUGACAAAAAGGAGUAAAAGUUGUCCAAAAGUAAGUGUUGAGUCACACAUGGAUAAGGUAAAGAGAGUGAGCACUACCAAUUAAUACAAAACAGUAGCAUUCAUCUGCAGAUCGGAAGUUUAGUUACUAUUGUGUUUAAUCCUUUAGUGAUGGGUUGACAUCAACAUUUGACAUGAAAGAGACUCUUGGGGAUUAUUGAUUGAUGUUUUUACAGACAUUUAUAGACUUGCAAACUCUGCAGAAUAUGUUGGCACUGUUCAGCAUAGUUUUGGAGCUGCUGUGAGGGGCUGUGAGGACAGCGAGGUGAGUUGUAGCUCUGAGCUGUAUUUGAAUAAAGGGUAUAUUUUGAACAUUGAUAUCAGAAGGACAGGGAAUGAGGGACUGAAGCACACUGUGUGAGACUGAGAUUUAUCGUUGAGUGUUAUCAUCAGAAAAAGUAUGCGCAAAAGUAGUGUUUUCUGAGGACAGAUUUCCCUGUUUCUCAGGCAGUCAACCAAAUCUUUGAUGCCAGAAAUGCAGGAAAAAAAAGUGAUUUGGCUGCACGAUGUAUUUUACCUUGUCUGACCCAGUGGUUACAGAUAAGACAUAUGACUGUGUCAAAACAGUAAAUCGUCUCACUGAUGUAAGUCAUAUGGAGGCAUCAGUAAUCAUUCCAGUCUGUUUUAUAGCAGCUUAAACACCCUACAGGAGCUUGAAAAAGGUUUGAGACUUGUUCUGAAAAAAAUCACAGACUUUGCUCUAAUUGCCCAAAACACGACUUGGUGUUGCAAUGACGUAAAACUUACACAAUCAACCCUUACUCCAGUGACCAAAUUUCCCCUAUCAGAACCAGUAAAUGGCUCAUCAUAUCUGAUCUUAUCUUAUCUUCUCUGGAAAGAUGUGAAAACUUGACUUGCACUUGCCCUCAGGUUGUUGAAACUUGACUUAAACUUUCUUUCACAACACUGAAGACAUCUCAGCUCACAAUUGAGGUGUUCACUCCCUGUGGCCAAAGGCUUGUCUGUUUCCUUAAAAACCUGAGACUUUUAAAAGAUUUUCCCUCACGGGUGGCCGUUCUGGCUCAGCUCAGCAUCUUUACAUGUCAUCCUCAGAGAUUUGCUUCACCAAAAGAGAGUAGGAGUGAGGGAUUCAGUGUCAGGCCACAUUAAGUCUCCUGAGCUUCAGAUGCUGGUCGUGACACGGCAGGUUGUGAAGUCUGAGAAGUCCGGGUGGCGGCAGGAGGUAUUAGGCCAGCUGUAAGAGGGAGGAUUAUGUCCCAGUGACCCCAGGUUCCCAGGUUAGAGAGCAGGAGGUGAAGGAAGAAUGUGGAUCAGGGUAAAGACACAGAAAGAGGGGAGAAAAUGUUUGGUAGGUAAGGAGGGAGGAAAGGACUGGAGAUGAAAGGAAGGAACGACGGGAUACAAAAGAAGGAUAAAGUUUUGAUGAGAUGGCAUUUGGCGGGGUGAACUUUUACAACUUUAGUGAGAGAUGGAGCUCCCUCUGCUGCUGUGUGUACGAAUUAGAGAAAAAUGUGAUAAUUAAACCUAAUACUAUAACUACAACCCAGUCAAUUGCGAGAAAUUAACAUCAAGAUCAGUAGUUUUUUGAGAAGAGAUGUUUGUCACAGACUAGUCAUCAAAAAGAUCAAAUGCCUGGCAUCUAAAGGUUUAUUUUUUUCCAUCAGUAAAAUCAAAUCCAGUCCAUUCCAAUCAAUCAAGUCCAGCCUAGUCCAGUCCAGUCCAGUUCAGUCCAAUCCAAUCCAGUUCAGUCCAUUCCUUUCCAAUCCAAACCAUUUUAACCCAGUUCAGUCAAGUCCUGUCCAGUUCAGUCCAAUUCAAUCCAAUCAAUUUUAACUCAAUCCAAGACGAUACAAUCCAGUUCAGUCCAAUCCAAUCCAACCUAAUCAAAUCCAGUCCAGCACAACCGAACCCAAUUAAAAACUAAAAAGUGAUCCAACCCAAACCACUUUUUUUUCCCCUACGGAGUCUUUCAUGCAAAAAAAGCAUGCAGCCCAAAGUGUUCACAAAAAAGAAAGACAGAAAAUCAAUGAUUAAAGAGAUAUAUAAGAAAAAAGAUAGUAAAAUAUUUUAAUUAAAAAAGAAUCAAUAAUUAACACUGAUAAAAAGUAAAAUGAGAUGUAUAAGUACUCCCAGACGACCAUUUGCUCUGAAUUAUUUAAUGUCAGUUUUUAUCCCUGUUUAAUUAUUAAAAAUCUUGUUUGUCCAAAAAUCCAUACCAGACAGACAGGCCAUAAAGAACUGGAACACCAUUCAAGAUAGAAACUAAAAAACUCACACAUGUAAAAUGAUUAUUUAAAAAAUAACUAUUUUAUAAGCAGUCAUGUUUAUGUUACUGCCGAUUGGUUAACUAGCCAACAAUAUAAUGUUUAGUGGACGGGCGGACACUGGUGCGGCAGUUUGAUUUGUCAUCCUGUAAACUGGUGACUUUUAGCUUGUGUAGUUGUGUGCGCUACACCGACUCUACACUGUUGCUGUGCCACGGUGGCCAACGCUGUGCCUAGCACUAUAUACUUGAGCUCUUUAGUUGUUAUUCUUUAGGUCAAUUGUUAUUUUUCCACCUUUUCCACACAAUAACAGCAUUUUGUUCAGGUUAGGAAAGCAGGGUACCAAUUAAGUAAUUUUCUUUGAUGGUUAUGAUAGAAUGUAAACUCAAAGAAAUCCCUCUCCGUUCAGCGCUUUCAGCAUUUUCUAAACCCGCCUGCACACACUCUCCAGAUUCAAACAGUUGUAAAAAUUCCUGUGAUGAUAAGUGCAGCUUAGAGACUGAGGAGUGUGUGCAUAUGGCCAAACAACAUGUCACUCAAUGUGUUUCUAUGGCAACACCACCAAACACAACAGUUCCCCCAAUCAGGAAGUUGAUCUUUUGAGGGCUCUGUUGUGGAUGAGCUCGUCCUGAUUGUUUCCAGAGCUUUAGAGGAGAUGGAAGAUUAGAGUCAGACUUUUUUCUCUGUUAUUGUAGAGUGUGAGUAAAUGUGUGUGUGUGUGUGUGUGUGUGUGUUCGUUGAGAAUUUGUGUGCACUCUGAAGUCAUCCAUGAAGUUAUUUGGUAAUUAGGUUUGGUUAUUUCAUGGGUUUCUGAGGGUGACCCUGUGUAAAAACAGGCACAGGCCUAUUUCGAUCCCUGCUGUUUGAAGUUUCAACUCAAAUAUACAGAAUUAACAAAGUGUGGGAAACCUGAUAACAUUGUUGGUUUCAGUUAGGCACAAAACAGGAACGUUUCUUUAAAAUUAUGUCCAUGGUAAACUCAGACAAAUACGACAGAAACAUACCCAGAUGAAAAGGUUUUACCGGGGCACAAAGCUUGAGUGAAUGAUGUGACAGAAACAGACAUAAAUUCAAGAAAAUUUCUUAAACCAUUUAUAAACCUAAGAUAAAUUUUAACUAAGAUGAUAUAAAAGGGAAGAAAGACAGUAUUAUGGAUGUUAUAUAUUUUACUAUGAGCAGGAAAUGUGGUGAGACAUAGAAGGAAAAAUGUUUUUUCAAAGGCUGAGGAGAGUUCAGGUCAGUCGCUCGCAGACAACACAGGCGCAGCAGGGUUUUGGAAUCUUCUGAGCAUAUUUCUGUCGCUACAUAAGAGUGCACAGACUUUAAUGUUUGCCCCAUAAACACUGCAAAUUGGACUGAUUUUUAAUGUUUACAAGACAAGCAGCUGCAAACUUCUGUAAAAGGAUCAAGGAUUUAUUCAUACAAAAAUGUUUAAGAGAUGAAGCUGAUUUUCUGUACUAGUUUUGCAUUGAUUACUUGGCGAGUUGGUCAUUGUAUACAAUCCAAUGCUAUCUGAUGUAAUUGGAUAUGAAAUGAUACAAUACAAUAAGGUCUACUUUUUUGUGCUCAGUAAAGAUGCAAUGAGCAUCUUUUCUUUCAGCCUAAUGGCUAAAAACCACAGGAUCUGGAACGGCUGCACUCCGAUCUGGUCCAGAUACGCACAGCUUCAUAUUUUGCCAGAUGCCGCAGCACGGCACAUCAAUUCAGUGCAGCGCAGCACGAGCAGCAGUGGAAGUUGUAUGCAGCUACAGAGUAAAAUAUCUGGUUAAUUUUCAAAAUAAAAUGAAGUCAAUACGUUGAACUGUUCCUAACUUGACAAUAGGAGAGGCCAGGGUUGUGGGAUGUGGGUGUUUAUAUAAACUGCCGCCUAUAUACACUGGUCUCGGUAAUUUCGCAAGUGCUUAUCCUCCGAUGGUGGAGGCAGAUUGGAUCCUGUGGGCGCUGUAUGCUUGCGUAUUUGAUCUGCCUGCCGGUCCGGAGUGGAGCGGAGCUGUUCAGGAUCCAGUGGGAUUCCCGGGUAAUCCCCUAACCUUACCACCGUGCUGCUGUUUGAGCUGUUCAAAUAUUUUUAAUAGAUUUUACACAAAAUGCAAUGAACAAUGUUGCAAAACAAUAAACCAUGUAAUUAUUGCUCAUCCAACAGUAAUGAGACGUGAUAUUUGUCAGUGAGCUUUAAGACAAGAUAAACUGGAUUCAUCCUAUGGUGGGGAAAUUUGCAGUGUUACAGCAGCAAAGGAUUUUAUUCUGAAUAAAUGGAAGUUGGGACAAGCUGGAAGUGAGAAUCUCAUGUUAGUGAUGAAUUAUUGCAGUAUUUAGUAAUGUGCUGUGUUAUCUCUAAAUUGAGUCACUUUUGCGUGGUUGCUGCUCACCUUUUUUGUCUCCACUUUUUGUCACAAUUUUCAAAGCUUGAUGAGGGUUACUCUAGGACAUAAACCUAAAUACAUUUUUCAUCCUCCAUGCACACGGGUACAAGAGCUCAGACAAUCAGCAGUGUGAAGACUAACAUCAGACAAUUCUGAAACCACACAGAGCUUCCUGUCUUGUGUUGGUUUGUCUGCCCCGAUCUUUGUUGUGCCAGCUGAAUCUCAUCUUACUGAAGGUUUCUUUGUCUGAUAAGACCAAUAACCAAUCUGUUUCUUUGAUUUCUAUCAAAAUGUCAGCACGCCAAUGACACCUGAGCCUAAGUCGUCCUGCGCCAUCCCCUGUGCAUGGUGGUUGGCCUGUAUUUUCAGAUAAAUCUUGUGGUUAAUGGUACUGUUAACAGGAAAGCUUGAAGAUUACUGAUUGCUUUUUGCACAGAGGUUCUCUGCAAGAUUGUGGCAUGCAUUGGUUGAAGGGAAAAUAUUAUCUUCAUAUUUAAUCUUUCUCACCCUUAAUUUUUUAUUAUCUCCUCCCCCCAAACAUUUCACAGUUCCCCAGGGCUGUAGCAUCAUGUGUUUUUAUUGAAGGGCAAAUGUGACUCAGUGAAAUGAAACUUAAGCAUGUAUAAAAGUCGAUCAACAGCUAACUGAACCUUAAGAAUAAGUGCUUUAAAUGCUUUUGUCUUUCUUUCUAUCUCUUUUUAUUUAGUUUUGUUAAAGUCUCCCUCUCGUCCAAGUAAUCUAGAAGUCUGUAUUGAAGAAAAAAAAACAAAGAAAAAGACAAGUGGCUCAGUUCAUCAGUUAUUUUUAGUCCUGGGCUCCUUCGAUGCUGCUGUUUCUCCUCCACAGUAGCUGCAGUUCUGCUAUGGCAACACGGGCUCUAAUGACCAAUGUGAAUGCUUACAUUAGUCUCUGAGUGUGUGUGUGUGUGUGUGAGUGUGAGUGUGUGUGUGUGUGUGUGUGUGCUCAAGUGUGUGUAGUUAACUGUGUGUCCCUUUGCCCCUUUAUGGCCAUCUGCCAAGAAAUAAACACAAGUGUCCAUUAGUGUCUGUCAUAUGACCAUCUUCAAAGAUAGAACACGCACUCCUUCAUCAAACACACACACACACACGCAUACUCUGGUUUCACGGCAAAGCUAACUACUCCUAUCUUUGAACUUUUGGUUAAAUUCGAUCCUAUAAUGACUUUACUGUGAAAAAGUAGUGGUUAUGACAACCAUCAGUAUGAAAUGAUAAGUGCAGAGUAACAGAGAUCUUGCAGACUCAAAUAAUCUGCUCCUUCUGUGCAGGUUGGGAUGAAUACAGUUUACAAGAGAAGCAUCAGAUACCCUCAGAAAUGGUCAUUAUGCCUAUCUGUAAAGGUGCAUUUCAAGCAAUUACAAUACACAUCAGAAUCUGCAGAAAAUCUGUGUGGUUAGGGUUUUGUUUAGUAAAUUCUUAUGCCAAAGUUUUUGUCUCUGAUCUUUUUUUAUGACUAAAAUGAGACAAUACCUGAAUAAAAACUGAUGCUCAAAGACAAAAACUACAGCUGAGGCAAAAGUGCAAAACACCUCCACUUUAAUUUGUGUAAAUCAGUAAAUCAGAGAGGACAGCUCACUAGCAAUGCAUUGUGGAAGCAAUUCAAGGCUUGAUUGUCUAAUUAUGGUAAAGUACACAAGUUAAAUUGGUCAGAAAUAAACAUCUGGUACAAACUUAAUACCAAGUUUUGAUUGGUUAAUUAUAUUAAAAAGAGAAAAAAAGAGACACAAAUUUAAGCAGAGCAUUGAACUUGUAUAAACUACCUGCCUCUAGUGUUGGAUUGUAUACAAUGGCCAUUUAUAUUGCAUCCUGCUUCCUAAGAUUUUCAACCAAACUUUUGCACAAAGGUAGACCAUUAUCUGUUCUUUCACCAUGUAAAAGGACGAAAAGUUCAUCAUUCUCUUCAGUUCCAGAAAAGCAUGUGUUUUCCUCCGUUUCAGUAAAGUCGGAUUUGGCGAGGGAACACAAAGUUGAAAAAUGCUGAAAAGCUCAAUCAACCGCUCUCAUUUUUCAUUAUAAAUCCCUGGAUUUACCGGGAUCUUAUUUCCUGUUUUUGCUUUGGUCUUGCUCUGGAGUUGUUUAGUCUUGGAAGCAGUAUGGUAUUUUGCAUAUUUGUAGAGCACCAAGGAGUAAACUCCCUCCUUAACUCGACCAUCUUUUCUCAACAAACAUCCAAAGACAUAGACCUCAAAAGUGGGUCACUUUGAAAUACAACAAGACACUGACCUAAAUGAAGAAAACUGAUAUUAGUUUGUUAGCAACGUGUUCAGUGAUGAAAAUUGUAUUCUGAUUGGUCCAAACCCCUCAAUAGCAAGCAGCUCUUAAAAGCAAAAGCAAUCACAGAAUCAUAUCAAAUCAACCCACGCAUAGAAGUUUAGCACUUUUUUACUCUGUCUGUUGACACUGUGGCAAAAACGUAGGCAUCCAUCUCAGGCUGGUUUAGGGAGUCAGGUGAGGAGCUAAUGGACUUCAACCGUCUCUGAUAGGUGGUGUGAUGCUGCGUUCCAGUUACCUUGGAAGUCGGAUGUCGGAGCUGGGAAUGACGUUACACUCGAGUGGACGGCAUUCAAUCAAUCAAUCAAUCAAUCAAUCAAUCAAUCAAUCAAUCAAUCAAUCACUUUAUUUCAGUUAUUCCAGUUAUUAAGCCAAGAAAACCAAGAUAGGCGCCUACUGUUAGCUGUUAUUAGCUGUUGUUAGCUGUUGUUAGCGGUUGUCAGUUGUUAGCGGUUGUCAGUUGUCGUUGGCGGUUGUCUGCUGUUGUCAGCCGUUGUAAGUUGUUAGCUUUACCAGUUGUAAACAACACAUAACACAGUAUUUUACUCUUACAAACACCAUAGCACUGUGUUCACAGUUAGACGUUGGGCAGUACAACAUAUACCACUUAUUAAAUUUCACCAAAACAAAACAGAAGUGCUCAUAAAUAACACAUUAUGAGAGCUUUCACUCUUACUCUUUACUGUUGAUGCACUGUGCUGCCAUCUUCAAUUAUGAUGUUGUCGUCAAGUCGGGAUUGGCGAGGAUCGUCUGACCUUCCGAGUUGGAAAUCUGACUUCAGGAGGGAGCUCCAGAUGAAUUUCCGACUCUGAGCUUGGAAAUUCCGACUUUUGAGUACAACUGGAUAAGAUGCAAUCCAGGCAACGGCAGCAGAGCAGGUGAAAGUGCUCUGAGUUGCUAAUCAUGACCCAGUUAUUUAACCCAUUAGCUGCAGUGAUAACAGCAACAAUGCUAAAAGUCAUGACAUUUGCCUCAUUUAUUUUUAAAGGCGUCUCAGAGACAAAGUUAUAAUAAGCUGGUUGUCUGCCACCUACCCCUCGCACUGGUGUGAAGCUGCAAAAAUGACAGUACAGUAAGUGUCAGUCUUGUUGCUUAUGGUCUCAUUUACUUGUAUGUUUCAUAUGAAGUCAUCAGUUGAAACAUCAGUCCAUCACAGGAGCAGUAAACACUUGAGGUACUGCGCUUUGUGGGUGGUUUCUGCACACUUGACUCUCAGCUGGCUUUGUGAAGAGGAAAAUGUUCAUGUUAUUUAUCCUACCAAUGAAUAUCAGGUCAUAGGUUUUAAUCUGCCUUUGUAUGGUGCAAAGAGAUGGAAAGGAAGAAAGCUCUACAUAAACUCAGUCCAUUUUACCAUUUACAAAAAUGAAAGUUCAACACAUUCAUCUUAAGACUGGGGGCAAAAAUGAAAGUUAUGAAAAUAGUUUAAAACUUUCCUCUUGUAGAUAUAUUUUACUUUGUAUAUCCUCUCUGCUGAAACAAAGCAGGAAAUAAAAAUGUAAUAUUCACAGAAAGACCAUUAAAAAUCGUGUCUCUGAUGUAAGCUGUUGAAUUUCUUAAGACUGAAAGUUGUACGUCAGAGUUGCUGAGGAUGACGUCGGAUUAAAAACACGACUCUGAUUCAAAAGUUCAUACACAUGUUUACACAGCAGGGUGGUUAUGUGUCAGGGCGUCAGGCCAGCAGUCCUGUUAUCUCCAGCUGGCUGUGGGCCGCUGCUGCACGUUUCUCUGCCGCUUUGUUUUGACAGGACACAUGACUGAAUGUGCAACCGAAAGCAAUUACUGCGCUCACUGUGCUCCUACUGUACGGAGCUUAAAAAUAGCUGCAGGCGUUCCCUCGGAGCAGAGAGCGGAGUGUGUGUUUCUCUGCCAUUUACACUUCUUUCUAACUCUGAGUGUGUGUGUGUGUGUGUGUGUGUGAGUGUGUGGAGCCAUGUGUUCAGUGUUUGUGUGUUUGUGUGUGUUCGUAGCUUAAAGCGGGUUAAUUGUGGCUAGAAAAUGGAAAAAGUUCAACAUUGAAAUUCUGGUCCAGAUCCUGGUUUAUUUCUGGCUAUGUGCAGCCAAGACGUGCCAUCUAACCUCAUCAAGACACACACAGGCACACACACACACACACACACACACACACACACACACACACACACACACACACACACACACACACACACAAGUGCCUUCUAAUAAAAUCCAGACUGUUCCUCCUUUUUACUGCUGUUUGGUGAAACCACACUGGAAAAAGAUCCUGUCAAAUUACAACUUUCGGGAGCCGCUCCCUCAGCCUCCUUCAGGUCGGCUUUUUCUUCUUUUGUUCUGUGCAAGAAGCUUUAAAACUUCCAUCCACGUAUAAUGUCACUAAUAAACAGCCAAUAUGUGAUCAGAUGUGAUGUUUAAUAUCAGGAGGACAGAGCUGCUGAUCAAAGUAUCACCUUUAACCGUGUGUCUAUCACCCCAUAAGCCUUUGCUUAUCUCUUCUUAUGUGUGAAUAAAAGUGUGAUAUUGCAGCUGUAGCUGUUAGAAGCACUUCUGCUGUAUGAAGCACUUAUUAUUGUCCGUUAGUACACGAUUAUUGUGGUAGAUGGUAAAUAAAAACAGGGCCUAGGACAGAUCCUUGAGGAACACCUUUUAUUUAAUAAUAGUAGAAGCUCUGACUGAAUAUUCUCCAAUUUCACACACUGAAGUCUCCAUUUGAAAGCGAUGGAGUCAAGGCCAACAUUAUAAAUACUCUGAAUGAGAAGAGCAUGGUUAACAGGAUAAAAAGCAUUUCACAAAUCAAAUAAAACAUACCAAUACUGGAAACAACAUUAUGAACACCUAAUGCAGUAGCAGGAACAGUGCUGUGCAUGGGUCUGAACCACAAAUCACGAAGUCGAAUGCAGAUCUUUUACUUUUAGUGGAGCUUUUUUAAAGUCUGGCGUCGCUGUUUUGACUUCAGUAAAUGAUCUCAAUGUCUUUUCCAUCACUUAUGAUAUCCUGUGUUAAGUCUCAGCACUCAUUAGACCCCACUUCUUCUGUUUGCUUAAUCCACAGACCUCUAAAGUUGACCAAUGACCUUUGACCUCCAUUUACCUCUGUUCAUAAAGUUUAUAAUCCAGGUGAGGAGGCUCAUCCUGCACCUUUGGUUACAUUUUUGGAAAAGAUUUAAUAACAUAAAAAAAAGGAUAUAUAUUGUUGUAACUCCAGCGCUUGGCUGAUUUCUGCAUCGUCCACUGACCUCUCCCUCCCUCUAGUUGGAAUGCAGGCUCUGACCCAUUGACCUUUGACCUCUACAGGCUGAUAAGAAGUGUCUGGUAGUGAUAGCAGCUCACACACAGGGUCCCACCAUCACCGACUGACGCACUCACACUACACACACACUCAAACACCAUGAAUGCAUACGCACAAAUGCAGGCAGAUGGACUUUACAAUCAUUACUGUCUCCUGUGAACGCACACACACACACACACAGACUUAAACACACACACACACCAUUAGUGAUAAAAGGCAGGGGCUGCUGACUGAAGCGUACAUAAACACACUCAUCCCCUCCUCUAAACACCACCGCUUAGCCUUUCUCUCUCUGCUGUGUGUGUGUGUGUGUGUGUGUGUGUGUGUGUGUGUGUGUGUGUGUGUGUGACAGAGAAAGAGAUCUGCCAUGAACCCUCCUGUGCUUUGACUCUUUCUUUCCCCCUGCUGUACGUCCACACACAAUAUUCAAUGACACUUUCAUUUGAAUCAACUUUGUGUUUGUUUUUGCAUAUUUAGGGAGAUGCUCUGAAAACUGAUCCACUCGGUCAACCAAAUAAAUGCUUAUGAAAUAGUAUAUCACGUCAAAUCAUGUGAUUAUUGCAAAAAAAAUUGAAGAAUAACUGGAAAAUCUGCCUCUCAUGCAAAUGUUUCCAUUGUUUGUGUUAUAAAAUAGCAUGAUUAGCUUUUCUUUGGUGUAUAUGAGAUGCUUUUUCACUUUUAUUCCCCAUCCCAUAUGAAGUUUCACUCAAUGGCAGAGAAAUGUCUUACAGAGGUUUGUAUAUACAGUCCUUUAAGUAAAGACUGUGAUAACAACAGACAGACUUUAGGUUUGGGUCUAUUUUAGUGCCACCCGUAGACAAAGCAGUGUCUUUUUGUCUUCUUUGUGCUUUUUUUGUGGCUUUUGAGAAAAAAUAUCUCAUCCUGCUGACUCUUGACAGUCAAAUGUAUAUUUUUUAAUGAAUAUUUUAAGUGGAAAUUGUAAAAUCAGGGCUGUUUCUUUAGCUGUUCAGCUGACACCUGCCUCCUUGCACCAGUUUCAAGCAUUGAAAAUUACAAUCUACUUUUCUCCUUGUUUUUCUCCCUUUCCAAUAUCCUUUCUUCAAAUAAAGUCCAUAAAUGAAAGUCCAAAAGUAAACCUAAAAAUGAAAAAUCGCUGUGCAAAAGUUAUACAGAACUUGCAAGAAUGAAAUGCAGAACAGGAUUGUAGGAAUUCAAAGUCCGAUCCAAAAGGAAUCUGGACUCGCCCAGAGUUUUUGAAAUGUUCAAGAACUUUAUCCAAGUCCAUUAAUCCGACCCAUGACCUCGAAGGUACAUUACACAGGAAUAUUUACAUCUCCAAUCGUCCUGUGACAUUUUGGAGGAGAUUCUCUGAAAAUGGAUCCACUUGUGUACAAAUAAAUAUUUAUCUGGCUUCACUUCAGAGUCACAUCACUGUCAAUGUUACAGGAGAGCAAUAACUGAAAAUAUCUGUCUCUCACAAAGAUUUUUUCCAUUGUUUGUUUCAGGACUUUCCGUAAAACAUGAGAAGUGAUGCCUUUUCCAUUCCUCUUUAUGUGUUAGGGUCAGGCAAGGAAAGUUUAUGAAGCUUAUUUCAGCUGCGGUUUUAAAUGGCUGUACAUGAUGUUCUUCGUGUCAAGAGCAACAUUCAAUUAUGUCAUAGUGGAAGAGAAAAGGUCAUUUCGAUGGACAAAACAUGUGUAAGUGUGCAGUAAGAAGCUGCCAAGAAUUAAUAUUUUUAUCUACCCGUUCAGUCGAAAGCAUGCAGAAAGAAUUUAGAGCUGCAUUACAUUUGAUUUACUUUUUUGCUACUUGUGAAAAGCAGAAAAGGAAAUCAUCACAGACAUGAGCGAAGUACAAAGUGGAACUUUAAGAAACUACUUAAAAAUUCCUGCAGGCUGAACUUUCAUACUGGACCACAGAGGUCCACUGGUUCACUGAGGGAGGUGGCGUUUCUAACAGUCUAAUUAUGUGCUCCACCUUGUCAAGCUGUCAGACGCUGUGUUGCCAGGUCUGAUGAGGUCAGAGGUUUUAAACCCUCUCAGAGGGGCUUAGCUGAUAGACCGGAUAUGAGUAUAUAUCAUCUCCCUUUGUCUGGUCAGCAGCAUUAUUACCUUGACUGCUGGAGGUGGUUUGAAUGAUUACCAUAAACAAUUCCCUUUAUAUUCCUUAACAUAGCUAGACAAUAACCUUUUUCACAAAGAGCACAUGUGCUUCUAAGUUGAAAAAGUAAGGAGCACACAAAGAACUUUAGGGGCACAAUGAAAAUUGAUCAAAUAAUGUGUGUCUUAUUGUCCAACAUAAGUACUGUUAUUUGAAAUCAGUUUUAGGUCAAUUGGUCACAUGACAUGGAAGCUUUUGAAGGAAAACAGCCUUUUUUUGAGAACAUCAACCAUUCAUUUAUUGAUGGUCCCUUACAUAACACCUGACGUUGACAGCAAGGGUGCAGAGUAGAUGUAACCACGCUGCUGUUGCCAUUCCCGGUUAUGGAGAGUAAGAAGUCACCAGUAGAUCCACAGUGAAUGUCCGUCGAAUGUCCAACCUAAAACUAACUUCACCACGGUAUUUACAUGAAAAAACAUUUGUUGCGUCAGCUGAUAUUUUUUAUGCGCACAUGUGCCCAUAAAUAGAAAUUACAAUUUGCUCACAUCUAUUUUUAGUUGCAGAUGCGAGUGAAACGGUCGUACUGUCAAACCCUGCUUAAUUAAAUAAGCAUGAUGUUCUACCUUAUGUCAAAAAACUGACAUAAACUGUAAAUUCCCCACUGGAGUUUUAAAACAAUAACAAAGACGAUGACCUUAAAAUCUAAAACAGAGGUACAACUCACCAAGUUUACCUUUUCUGUCAGUGUUUCUCAUUAAUCUUGACAGCCUCAAGCACUCUUUUGUGACAGAAAUGCACUACUCUCACUUGUUAGCCUGGCCCGCUUGUGCAUUUGUGUAGCAGUGUGCUGAGUUCAGUCACGCUCACCUCCAUGAGUGAUUGAAAACACUGUGGCAUGAAGCGCAGAAGGCUUUUGCUGAUUUGGCUAAACCAAAUAUCUUCUUUGCAACCCAUUAGCUGCAUUUUCUUCUCUCCACUGUAUUUUUAUCCACACUGACUGAACAACUCCACGUAUUUUGGCAGGAUUAUCCCUUUAGAUGCCUCAGGUACUGUAUAUCUGAUGCACGUGAGGAGGACUGUGAUUGUGACAGAUCAGUGCAUGAUGGGCUGCUCUCUGGAUGUAUCAAGUUAGUACGCUGUGUUGUUCCCAUCCUUCCUUCCCUCACACUUUAAAAACAAAACUGUUAAAUUUGCCAUCAUUUCAUUCGGUCAACAUCUGUUCAGGGUUUAAAAAUCUUUUCGUGUGGUGCAGCCUGAAAUUUUUCCCAGAUUGGAGGCGGCUACAUGCACACUGUUGUCCAGCAGACUUAUCCAAAACAUGUCUUUUGUGUUUUACUUCGAUCCAUCAUCAUCCCGAAUUUUCAUGAAAACAUCAGCCGACCUGGAAACGUGUAAGAGCGAGCUCCUGCACGCUGCCUCUGACUCAUGCUCUGAUCCUCUGCAGGAGGUCAAAGAGAAAGAGAGCGAUCCCCGCUUCAAGCUGUCGCUGACAUUUCAAGCCUGUCAGGACUUUAGAGGAAAACGUGACCGCUUUGUAGUUUGAAAUCAAAUCUUCUCUGCUCUCUCCAUUAUGCUGCUCAGAUGAUUUAACGGUGACCCAUGAACCUAUAAUAGUGGCUGCCUAAAGGGAUAUUUUUCUCUCUUAACAAACACACAAAAAGGCUUUUGGAUCCUAAAACAACUUUCCUCUGCUUGGAUCAAGAAGUCUCAAAACGUCAGCCAAAAAUCACAAAGAAUGAAUGCAAACAUUUCCAGACAGCGUGAUGAUCCAACAUGAUUACAUCAACAAAUCUGCGUACCGGUGAACACAAACAUCCUGUCAAUCAAACAUUCAACCGAGAACAUCCGCAAUGAAACAUCUGCACUCUAACAAUAGCUGCACAAACAGCUUCUUAUCAAACGGAGUUUUAUUUCUUUUGCAGGGUUUAUGUUGCAACACGGGGCUGUGAAAGACUGAAUAUUCAUGGUGGUGAAACGUGACUGAGUCCUGCUGGAGAAAAGAUAAUUAGAAGUCGACCUCCAUAAGGAGAUGUCACUGUGGAGCUGAUGGGGUCAUGAGCCUGCAGGACUGAGUCUGAAGUUUCCAGUAUUCAGACACAGACUGCUGUGAGACAGUGUGGCUAAGUGAAUCUUUUGGUUCUUGAUUGAAUUAGUUUUUUAUGUUGUUUUUCCAAAAGCCCAGAUACUGCAGUGUUGAGCUUUUGUGUAUCAGUGUGUUUUUAAUAGUUUUUGUCUUAUCUCAACAACAAAAAUAGAGCCAAGGAGCCAUUCUUACUUUGUUUGUACUGCCAUCAAAAAUGUUAUAUAAUGCACAAUAACUUUAGAGGCUCUCUUUGAUCGCUAUCCCCUGCAAAUUUGCAGUUUUCAUAACUUUUACAAACAUAAAUUUCUCUUUGGCUUGCUUUUUUUUAUUCACAAAGUCUUCCCUAAAUACAGCACAUUAAAUUAUGAGCAAAAAUAAUUUAUUCUAAAAAAUGCAGAGCAUGCAUUUUAAAUGUGUAGAAAUGUACAUUUAGAUGAACUUUUAGACACUCAGACAUGGACAUAACAAGCCCUAAUUUGAAAUUUUCUGGCGUUCCCGGGUGCCUAAGCCAUGUUUGGCUAUCUUCCUUGACUUCCUGGGCGGUAUUGUUUCUGGCCUUGCUGUAGCUUUCUGUAUAUUGUGUUGUUUUACUUUUACAUCUCAAAGUUAUACCGUAUCUUUCAGGCAAUAAGGUGCACUGGAUUAUACGGCCCACUGUGAUUUAAUGUGUCUAUGUUCACACAAAAGGCGCAUUGGAUUGUAAGGCGCAUUAAGCAUCGAUUGGUUUAUUGUUGCUAGCGCGUACUCCGAGCUCGGGCUGCCUUACAUGAUCGCACUUCUAGUUUAGACAUUACCGUCAGGCAGUCUUGUCAGGCCAAUCAGGUCUUGACAAAGCGUACCAUUAUGCUCCGAAUAUCCAUUGAGUGGAGCGGCUUUAUUGCUUACUAAAGUCAUACUUAAACAUUUCGACAGAUUUUUGAGCACAUUGUACCACAUAAAAUCAGUCAGUAAGUACAACAAAUAAUCAUACAUAAGGCGUGCUGUCAAUUUUUGAGAAAGUUUAAGGAUAUUAAGUGCACCUUAUGGUCCGAAAAAUAUGGUACAGAAGAAUAGAACAGCUGUAUUACAUUUAAAUGAGAGCAUACUUGGCAGCAUUUGGCAAGGGGAUUUUAGGCAGUUAUCUUGAGGUGUGAUUUAAGACUGAUGUUUGUGAUUGAGUGCAAAGGCCUCGACAUCAUUUCUAGAAGUUAAAACUUGUUAGUUCAUUUAAACAACACAGAAAAACAGACGUGGGGGUCAUUCCUAAAUCACACAAGGUCCCACUGGAAGAACUAGUGCUAUGUGAAUAUAAAGAGGAUAUACAGGAAAUAUAAAGAAAAAGCUUCUGUAUAGUGAUGGACAGAACAUCUAAAAUCUCACUUUAUGACCUGCAGUGAUUUUUGUAAUGGCUCUGAACACUGACACUGGACAAAAGUCACACAGUGACUGCCAAGUCAUACAAAUUCACAGGGAUGCAGGGCCAGUUUAAGGUCAGCAGUUUGUAUUCAAAACCAAUCACUUUUACUCACAGUGUUUGUUUUAGCCUGCUGGGAGCAGCAGAUAACACCAAGUGUCAGGAAAAAUGUAAAUCCAGCUCGUUUGCAUAACCUGAAUAGCUCGCUAUGGAGAGUGUUAGAGACACCCUUUAGAUCCAGAUGAGUUUCUUCUUACAUUCAGUGUUGUGGGGAAUGUGGUGGAGCAAGAAAAAACAAUAAGUGUCUGAUACUUUCUCUCUCAUUUAUCAAGAAACAUGCAAAUGUGCUGGAUUAAAAAAAUGUAUUUAUAAGUCUAAAAAAGCAGACGUAUAAGAGAUGUUCACCAUUCAAUCACACUCUGCAGCCAACAUAAUCACUGUGAUUUUGCAGUGGAUUUGGUGAUUCAAAUUUUAAUGCUCAUACACAGCCCCUGCUGUUCUCACAUGGAAACCCUGUAGUGUAGAACCUGCUGCUGAAACAACCCCGAGGACAUAACUCAACCUGUGCAGCCGCAUCCUUUAAAUGACUUUUGUCAUGUUUUGUGAAAGCACACACACACACACUCAAACAAACUUAAGCACACUCACAUGAAUUUAGGCUUGAGGGAACACACUGUUCUGAUUUAAGGACAGAAACCAAAUGACGAGAUGAGCCAACGUUAAAAAACUGAGGGAGGAAAUCCAACAGAGUGAUUACCAUUAAUGUCAUUGUGGUUCUAAGUUGUUUACAUGGCACAAAUAAAACCCAGACUCUGCUUUUAUUUAUAAUAAAAACAUAAUUCAAACAUUGAGAUAUUAUUCUAACUCAAAAUUAUAACACAAACAAAAUUAGACAAACUAUAAACAUUUAAAAUCAAAUUAAAAUGAAAAUUAGAUUACCGUCUACAAUUUGUGUUGUUUUUAGAUUUGAGUAUAAUGUUAUAUUUAUGUAAUGUUAUAAAGCAAAACAAAACCUUAAAGCUAAGUGACACACAUAUACAUAUUCAAGAGACACACAGUCACGACAACAACAACAACGAUGAAGCACAAACACACACGUUGUUGUGUGUCAGUCGCAUCCCUCACUGUAGGGAUACUGAGCUAAUCAGAUUAACGGGGUCUGAGAGUCUGGAGGAUGGAGGAGGGGGCCUGUGUGUGUGUGUGUGUGUGUGUGUGUGUGUGUGUGUGUGUGUGUGUGUGUGUGUGCGCGCGCGCCCACCAGGAGAGCAGAUGUAACGGGCCAACACUGAGGAUCAGACCGUCUGUUUCUCUGAUUUCUGUCUCAGUAUCUCUGCGUCUGACCGGCUGAAUGAUAACCUGUCUGUUUGUUUUUCUGUUAGUCUGUCUCAGACAGGUGGGGCUUAUCACAAACUACAGGUGUCAGAAAAUGUUGGCCAAGUUGAAGGCUCACUUAACCCUGAACAUAUAUGGUCCACCCUCGUGAAACAGCUGGGUACAGAUGUGGUUCUAGAGUUUGCUUCAUUGAUUUUGGUAAUAUGAAUGUGUUUCAGAUCUAAUUCUUACAUUAUCAGACUCCAGUUGGUCAACUCUCACUGAGUUUGUGUUGAUCAUUAAAAAGAAAAAGUUUUUUGUGAACUUAAUUUUGUGGAGAUCUAAUAAAGCUAAAUUCGACUGUGAAAAAUUCCAAACUCAGGGGGCAGAUUACAGCAUCAACAUGUGUGAAUCAUUGUAUUUUUUAAUUCCUGUUUAAACUUCUCAACCUAAGAAUGCUUUUAAGUUCUAUUUCUGAUAUUUCUUCCAACUUAAAAACACCAUGAACAUCCCUGUCUUUAAAAAAGAAUGUAUGGUAACACUUUACAAUAACCAUAACUUAUAAAUGGUAAAUAGACCAUUUAUAAAUGGUAAGCAGAUAGUUUAUUUAUGUUUAAUCAUAAUUUAUAAAUAGCAUAUAGACCAUUAAUAAAUUGUAAAUUUUACAAGGGGCUGCGUGAUAACAGACAACAACUUGGUACUAUUUAGUAGCAGCGUAUGCCCCUUGUAAUGACCCCCGUAAAAACUGUUGUUCAGGACUGCUUACUUGUGCUUCCCACCCACUCGACUACUGUAAUAACUGUUGUUCAAGCCCACACGCAACAUUUUUGUUCUCAUUUAUGAAACGCUUAAAUCAGGGACGUUUUCGGGGACAGCUUUUGCCGGGGACAGGUCAUCCAAUACGGGACUGUCCCCGGAAAUCGGGGACGUUUGGUCACCUUACUGUACGUACUACUGAUGUGCAACAGCAAACUCAGCUUUGGGAUAUAUGAUGAUGUUACAUAAAGAGAAAAACACACGUGACCCGUUAGUAGAAGGUCAAAGUCCUGGUCAUUGGGUGUAUUUGGUGUUGCUAGGACACAUUGAAUCUUGUCUUUGAUGAAGAGGACAGAUAUGAUCUUCCUCAUUGUGUAAACAGAUAAAUACAGACAUUUAACUCUGAUGUCAAAGUCCUGCAUUCCCUACCACCCACCUUUACCCACCUCAGAUGUCUUCCUACCAUUUCUGCGUAAAUUUUGCGUAAAAGGAUUAUGCUUCCUCUAAAAAAUCCUGUUAGGGAAAACAAAUUAGCUGAAUGUAAGCAUUUUCAGGAAACACUUGCACAUUCAGCUCUUUUUCUUCGAGAAAUCAAGCAAAGACAAUACAUUUGGAGACCACAGUCACUGGAAAUAACUUUGGUUAAACUCUCUAACAGACAGGAUGACAGAUUACAUAAACUUUCCCAAAACUAGCUGCUUUUAAGUCACAAGGCUCUAAUUAAGAAGCCCUGGUUGUAAUUUAGGAGUUAAAAGCUAAGUCAAUCACACGGAAAACCAAAUGAAACCUUCCCAAUUUGGCUCCGAACAAAGAAAACAAACAUACAUUUGAUUAUUUUCAGGAGAUCAUGUUGUUUUAGUGAGACUGUCUGUGAAGAAGUGCAGGCUGGUGGGUACUUUGACGUUUUCAUGGCCUCUUAGCUGAGAUAUUUGAACCACACAAAGCAGGUCCAGUGUCCCCCCUACUUAUUAUUUUAAUCGUACCAACAAUAUUUUCUGGAUGUCUCCUCCCACUCCUCUACCUGAGUCCCUCCCUCUCACCUCAGCCUUUGUCUCAGUCUGCUUCGCCUCUGUCUGUCUCCCCCCACAUGAUCCUCCUCUACCGCAGUGUUUAGAGAAAUAAAAGGGGGCACAGAUGCACUGACGGAGGAGGAGGAGAGGGAUGCUUGAAUUUCCGUCGUCUUGUUCUGUGUAACAUACCCUGAUGUUUGACUUAGAGAGCUUAAAGGAAGAAUCUGUAAAUCCCUGAUGAGUAAACAGAAGAUGGACAGAACGAGGGCAGACAUUCACUUUCCGGUGUUUUGCAGGAACUCCUCAUUUGUGGAACAUUAUCCUCCAAAUGUUUGCAAUUUAGAGCACUUAGCGUGUCUUAUUGAAUAGUUUUGUAGUGGAAAGUGUCGUGCAAAUAAACUGGCCCUGCCUUACUGAACCAUAUUCAGAAUUGUUAGUACAUAGCUUUUGGUUAAAAGGCUUUAAUUCAGUAUUGAUUGGACAUCCCAUUGCUGUUUCUAAUAUGUAAUAUAAUCAGUUAAAGAAAGAAUAAAAACUGAGGGCCUUCUUGUAUACCCUAUGCAAAGUGCUCUGGUCCAAGUGUCAUUGUUAUUCCCUAAUACAUACACUUGUCAGUCUUAUGCAAACCUAUUUACACCGACUGUGUGAAUAGUUAACAAACCUGCGACCGCAUUAGUGCCGUAAAAUCAGGUGUGGUUUGGCACAAAGGUGGAGCGCUGCUGUCUUGAGGAAGAAGAAGGUGUCUGCACUUAAGACCAACUAAAACCUGCUCUGAAGUCUGUAGUUGUUGCCUCUCUUGGCUUGGUCUCCAUUGGAAAGAAAUGUAUGAUCUCACUAGGGCUAACUUGGUUAAGUAAAGGUCAAAUAGAUAAAUAAAUAAAGCCAAAAUCGACUUAGCGCCAUCCCUUUUGGAUUGUUUCAGUAGAGCCCCAAGUUGAGAUGAGCUCUCCUGCAUGCAAAGGAGAUAUCUACCAAAAUGCAUUGCAGCCCCUGGAUAGCUCCCCUUAGUUUUCACUGCUGUUUACAUUUAGUCAGUUAAAUAUUGCUCUAUAUCCACUCAACCAAAACACUGGAAAAAAACUGCCUUCUUUGUGGGAGUGUCCUGAAACUACAGUCUUACACAACCUCACUGACAUGAUGCCAAAGUUUCCCCCAAAAAUUAAUUUCCAAAAAUAUUUCCCAACCUCAAGUCAUUUUUUCCAGAAUCUGUACAGCAGCAGCUCAAACAUUUGUCACCCAGAAAUCUCUGCGGCUCAGGGGAAAAAGGAAACAGUGGGUCUUUAUUUUUGGCAGGAAACAUAGAAGUCUGGCUUCUUAAAGUAGCAGCGGUGGAAGCAGCAGCAGCGGCGGCGGCAGUGGGGGAGGCAUCCAUUCAGUAGCGGUGGUGGAUGCUGUUUUGGGUCACAGCAACUCCCCGUCUGCCUUAAGGAUCUCUGUCAUCCAUCACACAUCCCUCCCUCUACACUUUUCCUCAUAAGUCUACCCCAGAUCUCUCAACUGCUCAUCAUGUCGUGUGACUGCACCUCAACUCGAACUCUGCACGUGUUUUUGUUUUCAAAGAAGGAGGCAGGGAAAGUAGAGAGCUCUUUAAAUAGAUAUCUAGCAAGGUGAUGCAUGCAUGUGUUUGAAGUGAAAAAGCCCCGGCCAGGUCUGUAGACAGCUCCUUUUUUCUAUCUGAAACUUACUGGGUUUUUUUUUGUUUUGUUUUUUCAAAAUGACAGAGAUACUCUCCAUCAAGUGGGCUCUAAAAGAAAGGUCAGAUAAAAUCCAGAAGGGCACAUAUUGAUCCUCUAUCUUGCACUCAAAUGAAGUUUAGACAACCUGAUACCCUCUGACCUGAAGCCACUCAGUGUUUAAGCAUGAAGAAAAUCUUGGUGUGUUAAGCUGCUGGUGUGAUGAAAGCUGUUUUAGAAACACUCCAAAGGGGAAUCAAUUGAAAUACAGCAAAACUUAUCAGAGCCCCUUUCACAUAUGCACAUUAAUCCUGAAAAUUUCCCCAAACAUUGCAGGGAGGCUGCAUGUUUGGAUGUAAACGGACAUUUUUUUUAACCCUGUCCCUUAGAUUGAGGUGUGAAUCCAGAAAGUAAUAGUCUAGGGUGACCAUAUUCUGACUACCCAAAAAGAGGACACGACUAUGCAUGGGCGGAGUUACGGAGUCGCACAAAGUUAAUUUUGAGAGUUUUUCGGGUUGGAUUGAUGUCUUUUACGUGCUUCUAACUCAGUAAGUCAACGUGACACAAACUCGAAACUUACGUACUAAACUGCAGACAUUUGAAGGAUUUUAUAAACUUCCCCGGACUAACCCUCACAGCCUGGACAGCCCCCCAAAAAGAGGACAUGUUCAGGUAAAAGAGGAUGUAUGGUCACCCUAUAAUAGUGUGACACUAAGCUUUGAGUGAAUGGGAGAAGUGAUGCGCACUUCACAUGCCAGUGAAUUGUUUCCUGUUGUUUCAUUGUACUGUGGAAACAUCUUAACGCAUGAUCUAGCAAUAUUAACGUAAGAACAAUCACUAAUUGAGCAUACUGUUAACUCAUUAAGUACAAUGUGUUUUUCUUUAUGAACUGUAAAUAGCUUCUAUGUAAUUAUAGAGCGGAAAAACUCUUAAUGCAGACCAUAAACUAAAACUUCAUUUCAAAAAGAUUGACUAAAGUAACUCUUGUUUGGAGGCUUCAUCCAGUCAGUUGCCUAUUUAUAUAAACUCCAAUAUAUGGUACAAGCAAAACACAACAUACACAACAUAUCGUUAGAGGCACUAUUGUAAAUCAAAGUUUAACAAUAAGUGAGUAACAGUGGUUAAGCAUUGUUUAAAUCAACUUUUUAAAAUAGGUCCCACGGUUGUUUUUAGAUGAAUUUCACAAAAGUGGGAAAAAAGGCAACUUAACCACUUGAAUGAAUGUUACUACAGCCACUCCUACCCAACCCUCUCGCUGCUGUCUGAGAACUGAGGAGGUGUGUGGUCCAUAUUUGGGGUUUUGGGUUGAGUGUUAUGCAUCUUUAUAGUUUAUCAUAGGGUGAAGUGUUGCUUUCGCCAUGGAUACCAGCAGAAAAACCACUGCCAGUCAGACUUUUUAUUGUUGCAACCCGGCGUCUUCCAGUGACAGAGUGGAACAAUGUGGAGGUAGAAAGACAAACAGAGCCAUGCAGUGGCAGCCGUGGUCAACCAGCGGCGUUCCCAACCGCAUUUCUGACACACCCUCAAUCUAGUCUCCAGACUGGCUACUCUGGACAAACUGCAGGAGACAAAAGCAGUCAUUUAACCCCUAAAUCUAGAGAACAUGAAGUGCAAUUUGGAGUUCAAGAACAAAUACGACUCAGCCUCACUGGACCUUUGGUGAAGGCAUGUUUUAGUUGCAGUAGUUCUGCAGAAAGUGUGACUUAGCUGUUGAUUCAAGCAGCUUGUGAUCUGAUCAAAGAAGAUGGUAGAGCUUUAUCUAUGCUCUUAUCACCCCAAGCAUGCCACUUUUCUGAGUACAGAUAAGAUGGAACAAUUGGAGCAUACCUUUGUUUGUGCAAGGGAGACAAUGGUCUGCAAGAGAUCGUUGUGGGAAAUAAUCCUGUCAACAGUAGACACUUUUUAAAAUCUUAAACAUUUCUGCAGCCGUCUUUCUGUGAGAGAGGUUGCAUAUCAGACUGUAGCUACUAUAAAUGAGUAAAUAUAGCAAAAAGGACGCUCUGAAAAUUAUGGCAGCUAUCAACUUAACUUUUUAUGAUACGAAGUGCAGCCUUUUUUUGUCUCCUGUCAUCAGAAUGUGUAACACUGAACAACUUUGGAUCUCAGGUGGAUCGUGUCGGAGUCCGUCCUCUUUUUAAAUCACUACUUCAGGCUUUAACUGGCAGUUUACAUAGUUAACUAUGUGUCUCUAAAAAUGAUUAAUUUGGGAACAUUGAUACAGCUGGUUAGCUGGUAAGCCUUGUUGCUACACAUACCGUCAUUUUAAUUGCCUGCCUAUGCUACUGUAAGCUUUAUCCAUAGCUUUUUGACUGCUUAGCUUAACUUUUUAACUGUUUACUAUUAUUUAUUACUUUCUGAAGUGCAGUGACAUGACAUGAUGAGUAGUUUAAGAUAUCUAGGGUAGACAUAUGAAGGCACUAGAACCAGGUAGGAGAACGAUAAUGAUCUCCAAGGUCCAUGUCAACCAUAAACCCUUUGUAGCGGACACCACCUUGAGUGUUUUACGACCUCUCCCACUUCUACAUGAUUUAUUAUUUAUUUUGUAAUGUUAUCCACCGUGAAACCAGCAAAAACAAGUAUUUAAUCCCAAAUACUCGUGCUGUGUUUCCACAGUCAACAAUUCAGUUAAACUUCAGCUCUAAUGGAGGUGAGUCCUCUUUCCUUCAGCCUUUUAAAAGUAAACACUCCCACCCACUCUGGCACUUUUCCUACAGUGAGACGUACUGUAACUGUGGCUAUAAGGCAAAUGUGUCAUGCGUCAUGCUUAUGUAGAGGAAAAAAUGGUGUGGACAUUCCUCCUCAUCAGUCAUGUUAUUCUUGGCCCUCAGAGUGCAUUCUUACACCUGGCCUGGACUCUCUGCAAACCGCUCUCCUGUCGCACAUGAACAGUCAGUUUCUAUAUGUUAUUGAGGGCCCGACAAGGAAAACAUAUGAUGGGCCCUUCAAAUAAAAACACACACACACGUAGGUACACAGACAAGCUCAGGAGUUGAGCUGAAGCAUGCUUUCAGAUACAUGAACUGUGUAAAGUUAUGGAGAUUAACCCAGAAAAUCCCACAGUUGGUUUGGCUUUCAAAAUAAAAGACAAGCCAUCUUGAGUGGACACAUCAUUAGGAUAUUUAAAUAGAGUAAACAUUCAAAUAAGCAUCAAACUCCCACAAAGAUAAGUAGAUGCAGUUAUAAUACGAUAAUACUAUAACCAAAUAAGAGUUAAAUAAGUUAUAAGACCCCUCUCUUUAUAAAGCCGUAAAAAUUAAGAUGAAAACAAGGUAGGAAAUUGAUCAAAUUAGCUUUUAAAAACAGACUUUAACAAACAUUAACUUCAAAUUUCAAAAGCAGAGGAGUUUCAUAUCCCAUAUAUUGUUAGUUAUUCUUGUUCAAAUCAGCUUAAUUUGUCCAUUUUUGGCUCAAAGAAAUAAAUUAAUAUUUCAAAUACCCCUUCAUAUAUAUAAUUUUUAGUCUUUUAGGCCCACAGAGCAUGUCAUUGCCCUGUUGUGGCUGUGCCAUUUCAAUUUUUAAUGUCAUAUGCCCCCAAAAUAUUGUUGGUCAUGGAACCAAGAAGCAAAUUACAAAAAUGAUUGUUCUUCCACCAGUCUAUCUGACUCAUACACACACAAUACAAUAUGAUAUAAUAUGAUAUGAUACAAUAUGGUAUAAGUGAGACAAUACAAUACAAAAUGACACAAUAAACUUUAUUGUCCCUAGAGGUGGAAAUUUGUAUUGAACUUGAGACUUUCUAACACUUCAAACAAACCACAUGCAAAAACAGAAACACUGAGUUUUUACACAGGAAACCACAAGCAACACGUGGUGCACAUAACCCAUGUUGCACAAUAAGAGCAUUUAUAAAAUAUAAGAAGAUUGAGCGAUCAUAGUGCCUUUAUGAAAGCAUUAAAGCUGCAAGAAAUAAUUAAAAAUUCAUAAUUGGCCAGUGCUCUUAAAAACAUUAGAGGACUGUUCGUUAGUUUCCUUUGUUUAAUAUCUUGCAUCUCUUGCAGUAAUAGCUAAAAAUUGACAAAUCAUAUUUCAGUAAUAUAAUACUGUAAAUCCAGAAACAUGGUACAUAUUAUAUUGCAAGUUGAGUGUAUUGAUAUGUCCCCAGUACUAAGCUACUGUUGUUUUUAAGGGAAGGUAAUAAAAACCUCCAAAGAGCUAAAGAACCUCAAUUUAUACUUUCUGUUCAUUAAAACCAGCUGAAAAGUUUUCAUUUUAAGUUUUUCUUUCAUUUUCUUCUAUGCUACUUUACAUCAGAAGUACUCAAAGUUCACGUAAACACGGUUUUAUUUUGAAAAGUCUUAACGGAAGUUACGUGCUGCCUCCCCGCUCACUUCACAACACUGCAGUGAGAUGAAGCGUCCAGGAGACUUCGCGCUCAGAGCAAACAGCGCUUAGACAGAGACACACAGGGAGGAGCAGCAGCGGGCAGUUUUCACUUCAUCCACAUCGACUCCUCUCCAUCAUGGAUCCUCCCCGGGCUCGUGCCCUUAUAUCCGCUGGAUAAACUUUGGACUUACUCUCGUAUCAUGGGAAUAUACUCUCUCCGUGGAUCUAUACAGUCUUGAUGGAAAUCAUGUCACCGCAGCAGGGGACGAUGGGACAGAAGAGGUCCGACUCUCUGACGGGAGACAGCAAAGCGCUCCCCGAAAACAAAAAGGUAACAGAGACGCUCCUCUGAUGGAGAGCUGACCGUGCGCUUUUACGCACGGAGUUGGGCACUGCGCUCACUAAGAACAUAGUACAUUUCAGCCACUCUUUUUUGACACUGUCUCAUUGAAAUAUCUCUGUAAAAACUCACAGAAAUUUAUUUUAGUUUACAUGAAUGAGCGUAAAGUUUCGGUUUAUUUCAGUUUCUUAAAAAAAUCUUCCAAGAAGUUUUAAUUUGGUCGCUUUGUUUUUGUUUAUUUUUGGUUGGGUUACCUGAUUUUUGUGUUAAUAUUCUUACAAAUCUGCUUUCGUCUUUGGCAUGUUUUGGAUAGAGCUCACUUGUAGAGUUUAGUUUUGUUUGACAUGGUUUUAUUGAAAGGAGUAAUUUGAGACUUUCCUGGGAUGUUAUCCUUUUCCUAUUCUAUCCUUGAAUUUCCCUCUGUUAAAACUCAGAUUUAUGGAACAUAAAUAUGGAACAUUGUGGUUUUUGAUGGUCUUUUAAGGGGAAACAGGCAGCCCCAAUUUAUCAUUUUUGUUGAAAAUUUAAGGUCUAAAUUGAUCUAAUGCAUUACUAUAUUUUAUUGGUGUGCCAAAAAGUGUUGUCUGAUUGCGCUGAGGAGUCAAAAAGAACAAGAUAACAAAGUACUAUAAUGUGCUGAUAAUGAUUAUUCAUUGGUCUCAGAGACAGGAGUCAGCAUGCAAAUGAGGAGGUUGCUGCUGCACUGAGACAGUGAUCUCAGUACAAUGAUUUUAACUUUUAUUUUGUAUUCUUGAAUAAAAAGAAUAAUAUAUUAUAUUUGAUGUCUUUGCAAAAGCAUCCAAAUUGCUGCUGCUUUUGAGCUGCAUAUUUCCAAGCUCACAUUUGGUCCUUGACCCUGUUUGGCUCAGAGGAGGUGAGUCUCCAGCAGCUGGUCAGUUAAACUGCAGCAAACAGUGCCCUCAUCCAGGGUGUGUUUGAAGGGAGUAACUGCAGCCUGCAGCACAGCAGAGGAGGAGGUGAGCUUAGAUUUUCCAAAAUGCUGCAAAAUGUGUUGCAGUGGUUAAAAAACUCACAUGAAAGGUUUUCUUUGACACAACCAAGCUGAACACUGGUGACCUCCUUUGUUGAGUUUUCAUGUUAAUAUUAUAAUUUUCUGUUUUGAGCUUGUGUUCUUUGCUGAUUUCAGUUUACUUACCCUGUGAUUGAUGUUUAAUGAGCAAACUAAUCCAGAUAAACUUGCUUUGUAAACUCAAUACAGAAGUUCAAGGUGAGGUUCUGGUGUUACCAUCCAGUUUGUAUAACCCAAUACAUCACUCCUCGGCUGUUGUGCAGAGUUACUCUUGUUUUCAUAAUAUUUUAUUGAACCACUUCCCAGACUUAAGCUUGUUGCCAGUGAUUUUCUCUUUGUCUUAAAUACCUUUGAGUGUUGCUUUAGUCUUUGUUUUUAUUGCAGUGCUUUGAGCUGGAUCAGGAAGUUUUGUCAGCUUUGGGGAGUUGUGCAGAGUGAGGUGUCAGAAACUGCAGCUCCGUAGCUUUAUGGCCAUUGUGUAAAUGUAGAGUUUCCACAUGCUGCCUUUCACUCCCGAGUGGUGGUAUACGUGUUGAAAUGUUUGUGUCGGAGUGACGAGAGCUCAUUUCAAGCUGUUCCUGACAUACGCGACAGGUACAUGCAUGACGUGUGGGCGUAUAGGGUUUGCAGAUAACAGCUCAUGAAUCCUGUUUGGUUGCUGCAUAAUUGAAACAUCAGGGCUUGUUGUUACACUUUCACAAUAAGAGUCAUUGUUUCUCCACCAUUCUAAGUGAAGUGUCAACUUAUUAGUGCUGCAUGUUUCCUGUCAAUCACCUCUCACCAGCAUGAAGAAGAAGUGUCCUCUCUCAGAUCUUAGUCAUCCUCAUGCAUGAUUGCAUAAAUAUGUGGGUAAAGCUCAGAGGUCUCUUACUUAUGUAACUUGAUUCAAAAUUAGCUGCUUUUGCAAUCUUAACUGGGUCAGUUUGUUGCAUGAAACUAAUGAAACCCUCACUCUGAUCCAAACCAGGAAGUUUUCCCACAAACUAUAAACACGCUAAAACAGACCCAGAAUGCAAUGAGGCAGUUGUUUCACAGCCUUAUAAUAAAUUGUAAUUCGAAGUUUUAUAGCGAGACAAACCUGUUCAUUGACCAUGUCAGUUUUUUCUUGGCCUUUUUGACUCUCAUUUACUAUUAAAUUUCAAAGUUUAGUGUAUCUUUAUCAGUUCCCGAGUGUAAUUUUAAGGUUCAGACAUUAGAUUGGAUUGUUUUAAGGGUUUAAAAGAAAAGUUCAGAUAUACAGGAGUGUAUCCAAAGAGUUGUUCAGAGGUGGCACAGCCCCCCUUAAAGAUAACACCCUUGUUGCCCACACUAUAUAUGGACUUCUACACUUUUUACACAUUUUCAGUUUAAAGCAACACAUUUACUCUCAUGUUACGCCUUGUCUGGAGGGUGAAAUGCACAAAGGCAGAAAAGUGAGGCUAAUCCCUUUGUCACUUCUCUGUCACUUGAGGUAGUAACACUGACAAAAAUGGUGGCCAAGGUCAGACUGCACAAUCUUUCUGUCUGUUUUAAUGGCCACUUUGUCAGAUGAGGCAAUCACAGAGCAUUAGUUCAUGCUGUGAUUCCACUCACAGACAUGACAGACUGAACUGUGGUACUCGAGCCAUCUUCAUGAACGGUGAGAUGACAUUAGAAGGAAGGCAACUAGGUAAGAUGACACCUAGUUAAGGACUGAAACAAACAAUGGCAGCUGAAUGGUUGUGUACUAAACUGUCAAUGUUGGGUUUGGAAAAACUUUAAAAGAUUAUGAACAAAUUAUUGGGUCACAAGAAGAGGACAAUUCUUUCUAGAGAUGUAUAAGAUUGGAUUUUUAUCAGAUUGGCUGAUACUUUCAAACUAAUCUUUUGGCCGAUAAUUAUAUUUGCAGGAAUUUUCAUGUCAGCCGAUACCAUUACUUGACUUUUAAAGCGAUUAUCCACCACCACCUGCUAUAUUGUAUAACAUCAGCCUGCUGACAUGCUGAAUGGAUCAUUGAGUUUAUAAUGUGUACUCUGACCUUGAUAUUAGGGUGUGUGUGUGUGAAGGUACUUCGGUGUGUCUGCAUGCAGCACUGUCUCAUCAUACUCAGGGUCAACAAUAACACAAUGUUGUGAGCCUCACCGUGUUGAUGCAAAGAAGUAAUGACCUUGUUAAAGUACAGCAGAUUUGCAUGGACUUGUGUUAAAAUGAACUAUUUGGACUGAGUUGUAACAGGCUGCUGGUGGGUUUCAUUUUAAUGAGGCACAGUUUCUUUUGGUGGGAUUUUAACAGACAGGUGCCAGAGAUUCACAUCCUGUUACUUUUUCAAGUAAUAAAGUUGUGCACAGGAAUUAAACGUCUGAAUAAAUGUCAACAGCAGAUAAAGUAGAAAUGAUCUUGGGAGAAAGAAAUGAUCUGUGAGUUCUGAUCAAUUGUUUGUGCACAUAUGCUUCAUGCCUCCCUUGCAGAAGUCAGAGUCUGGGUUGGGCCACCCUGGUCAGAAAAGCUUGGACAUACCCCUGAUCAUAAUGAUGCAGAUUAACAGGGAAACAGAACUCUUAUUACAUGAAUGAAAUGAAACCAAAGCGCCUCAGGCCAGCCUAGUCAUUGUAACUUGCGUCUGAAGAGCAAAGUUGACAUGUCUUUCUUCUGUCCGUGCACUCAGUCAUGUGUCUCAUGAUGCACAUUAUGUUACACUGAAUGCCUGAGUGUUGUGUCUCUGCUGCUUUAUGACUACCAUGAGUCAAAUUCUUCCCCUAACACCUCUGCAUGACAGGAAUGUCACCCAUACAUCAGUGCAACAAGGAAACAGUUGAGUUUCCAUCGAUGCUUUUGACUUUUUUCAGGCUUUUUUGAAUGACACUAGUGUGAGUUUAUAGAGGGGGGGUUUGCAUGUGUAAGGGUGCACAUGGUUUCAGUAUGGCUCAAAUAGAUUAGAUUUAAUUGAAAUAACUGUGGGAUGCCUGUCAUAGUUCAGUGAGGGAGCGUGCAAUUUAUCACGUUACAGUCAAAUUAUAUAUGAGGGCUCACAGACGUUGUGCAAUGCCAGACGGCUUGUUUCACAACUUCAGACUCCCUGUGUCUCUCUGUCACUUUGUUUCAGUCAGCUGCCAUCUUUAUCCACUUAUCUCGCUUCCUCUUUCCCUUUUUUUCCUCCUCUACUGCUGUCACUUCUCCUUUUCCCCUCCUUCACCAUCCUCCUCUGUAUUUCCUGCAUUGACCACAGUCAGAAACCAGACCAAAGCAGUGCUGACUCUGUGCUUUGCUGCUAUUUGGUCUCCCUCUGUAAACAUUUACACUCAAAACCAAAAGAAUGGUGCAAAAACCAUCACCUCCUUCACUGACCUGUCUCCUUCGCCUUCUCUCUUUGUGCAGAAGAUGAAGACCUUGGCACAGAGGCGACAGUCGGCUCCCUCACUGGUUAUCAGCAAAGCACUUACCAGAUCCAGAAGCACGUCCAGGUAUGAGCACACACACACACGCACACACACACACACUGUACAUAUCCUACUUUCUAGAGGCUGACAUCAUUGUUGGCCUCAGUGGGGCGAUGAUUCCUCUCAGUGGAUGGUGUUACAGAUUUGGCUGCUGCGGACAGCUUCACCCAGCUGUAUGAGUUAAACAACAAGUUUUCUCAGAAAUGUGUCAGGGAUAUGAUUUGUUUCAACCUCCAGGCUUAAAACUUUUCUCUGUCUCUUUCAGUUUUUCUUGUUCUAUAAUUUUGUUGCCUGGAAGUUUACACUGUAACUCACUUCUAAAGUUAUUUAACUGUCCUCACCAGGAUAUUUAAACCUUAAUAAAACCUCCAGGAAGAAAAUAGCAAAGCUGUUUUGUGCAGCAAAGUGCUUCAUUGUAGUAAACAGGUAUUUGGUAAUCAGUUAAAAUGUUUGUGCUGGAGUGAAUAAGAAGGUAUUUGACAGCCUAAUGUGUGAUAAAGAUAAAGCGCUGUAUCGUCUGCAUAAAGAGCGACAACUCAAAAUUCAUCAGAUUUUGAUUUUGCAUUGAUUCAUAGAUCUUGCAUGAGUUUUUGGAGGGUGAAAGCACACAGAGUCAAUCAAAAAAGAAGGGAAGCUAAAAGCUGUAAGUUAAAACCGCUGAGCAGAAGUGGAAGUUUGUGCUUCCUAUGGUCAGCUCUAAGCUGCACGCUCUUGGUCUUUCUCUCUAGAUAUUAUACAAGAACAGAGAACUGAAAAACUGACUGUACUGAUUCAGUUCAUCCGUCUGUAUUGCCUUGAAUAUGUGUCAAACAUCAGAGCGUAGUUUGGGGCCUGUGUUCAUUCAUGGCUUAGAGGGGGUUCAAACACUCCCAGAGCUAUCAGGCUUUUCAUCACUCUCUUAUCACACCGAUUCCUUCCUCCUCCUUUUAGCGAGUCGGAAAUAGACCAUUACAAAUCCCUUGAGGAGGGCACGUAUUUACCAGAGUCCUCAGUAAAGAUAUCUUUACUCCAGCCAGCUUUCUUGAGAGAAAAAUGUAUUUUUAAAACACUCAACUUUUUCAGACAAACAAAAAUCUAAAUCAAGACAUCAGGAGAAAGUAAAUGAGGAAUGUUGUGGAGUCUGACAAACCUCAGCUGCCCCUAAAAGCACUCAAAGGUUUUAAAAUACAGGUCUUCAUACCAUAAUUAUUUCUCAUGUGAGCGUAUGCCUGGGGAUGAAACCCGAUGUGGUGUGACUGUCUGACAUGUUUAUGAUGUGUGUGCGAGCUGGUGUCAGUUUUUAGUAUUUGAGGAGGGAUUGAGCCGAGCUGCAGCACAUUUAACUGUGAAACUGAACCAUUUAGACCAGUGCUGAGGGAAACACUCCACACUGUUAAAUGGGUCAGUGCUCAGGGGGCAGAGUGUGUGUGCAUGAGUGUGAGUGUGUGUGUGUGUGUGCUGAAGAAAGUGAGAAAGACAACUCACUUAUUCAGUUUGCAGGCGCAGAGAAAGAGCAGAGACAGGCUAACUAUUGAGCGAAAGUCUGACCAGUGUGUGUGUGUGUGUGUGUGUGUGUUUGUGUGUGUUAGUGCGUGUGUGUUAAAAAUCUCAGGCGUUAUGGAGCCAGGGCCUGACACUCUCAGCUGCCACCCUUAACCUCUGACCUCUCAUCAGGGGGUGUAGAGGCCAGUGGGGGUCACCUGGGGUCAGAAUCUCUCGUGUCAGUAAGUCGGCGAGGUGUUCAUUAAAGUCCGGAUGAGGAUGUGCGUGUGCAGGGGGGGGUUACCAUGGCAGGCAUGUGUAGUUGUCAUGGUCAGGUGACUCUCAGUAGGUAAAGAUGAGAGAUCAUGAUGAGUUUUGUGAUUUCUUUCAGUCAGUGGUGUCAGAUAAUUUCACUGAAACAAUCGACUUUAUAGGUGUUGGUGCUUCCAAACCUUCGCCCUGCUUGGAUACUGUCGUACAAAAACAAUAACACCCCCUUAAGCCUGAUAAAUACACUUUUAAUGGAUACAACGACUCUGCCAACUUUACUUGGCAGCUUCUUAUUUAUUGAAUCACCACUCUGCUGUUGGUCCAAGUGAAUUUCUGGCUCAGGCAAUAUAAGAAAAAAUGAGGGGUAAACGUCAUUAUAUACAAAUCUGUUAAGCUGGUAAGCAGUCAGAGAGAUGUUGUGUUUCUAGCUGAGUAUCCUUGAGGUAGGGCUGCUCGAUUAUGCCAAAAACCUCUAUCAUGGUUAAACCUUUCUCAUUAAUCUUUCGUAACAGACCGAUGUCACCUGGAAAACGUUAGCUGGUUGAUGCUUCUUCAAGAUUUCAUGAUCAUUUUAACUUUUUGAAGACUGUUUUUAGCAUUUCUUGGUUUAAACUUUUAUGGCUUCACCUACAAAGUGACUCCGUCUCCCUCCAUCCUGUCUUGCCCAUCAGUCAAAGAGGUGCUGAUUUGCUCUCUGGCCUUCAGCUUAGUCACUUACAUCACCCCCCCACACACACACACAUUUACGCACACACACUCACCCCACACCAUCCAUCCAGUAUAACCUCAUCCUGCUGCCUCCAGGCUUACAGUUCAGGAUAUUAUGGAUUCAGACUGGAGUUAAAAUACCCCCUUCCCCCUCAGGCAGUGAAAUCUACCCUGCAGGGAGGAAGGUGGCUGCACCAUAAAGUAUAAAAACAUAUGAUUGGCUGACCGCCUUGACCUCUCACUUUCGCUCAUAAUGAGGCACAGUGUCACCGCAGAGUGACAUGCAAAUCCAAAAAACACCUGAAUAAAACACACACACACACACACACACACCACCACCAACCUCUCCCUGUGUCGCUCUAAUGAAGAGAUACAUAUUUGUACUAAUAAAUGUGUCAGGGUUUGUUUACUUAACCUCAUUUCUGAUCUCGACCUGAAACCAAACUCCUAACCUGCUUUAAAAUCCUAGAAAGAGUCAGAAAAUGUUAUUACUCGAGGAUUUUUGUUGAUUUUUGUGGUCGCUGCGAGAAAUUUAGUCCUCAGAAAACACAUGUGGGAGGACACACACUCACUCACACAUCAUGCAAAAGACAUUUCCUGACUUUAAUAGAGAGAUCUGCUAAGGAUAUCAUGGUCGACAGCCUCUGGUCACUUCACUUUAUUGGCUGAAAAAAGGGGGAAGCGUUUCAGAGCUCUGACCUCAUCCUGUGUUUUUGUGUGUGCACGGACUUGUCUGUGUGUGUGUGUGUGUGUGUGUGUGUGUGUGUGUGUGUGUUGGGGAGCAUUGAGUGUCAGCCAGCGAUGACAUUAUAGUUUGCCUAUGGAAAUGAUCUAGUGUGCAGCCACAGCCAGUUCAGGAUAAGGUUUCUUUCACCAGGUGGGAACAGUAAAGAGACAGCGGCUGGAGAUACAUUCAGUUUAAUGAUUUUAAUGAUCUGAUAGUUUAAUUAACACUCUUGACACUUUAACAAGUCGUACUUUUAGCCCAUAAUUAUGUCUAUUUUGGCCUUUCCGUUAGAGAAGCUUGAGUGUCUGAAGACCGAAUGUGUCUCUCUUUAAACUUUCAGGCCCCAGAAAUAAGAGCUCUAAUUCUCAGGACAAGUCAGUAAAGGAUGGGCAAACUCUACAAAUGUUUUAGUUGCUUUUUUGAGAUGAAAGUUGUCAUUAGAUCAACCAGAAGCGAUGUGUAACCAGCACAGACAUGUGGACUUAAAGACAGAGGGUUGGUGGAGCUAGCUCUGUUGGUGGUAGCCACACUCGAGAAACCUAUUUGACAUAAUUUUGACCCUGUGUUCAGCUGAGUUUAAUAAUUUGCGCUCAACUCUGCACCAAUUAAUCCAUCCUUUAACUUCAGUAGAUAGUUAUUUAGAGUUUAAAUGUCCAAUCAAAUGACUAUGAAAUGAGUCACAGAGCAUCUACCACUUCGGAGUAAUCCCUCUAUAUCACUAAAUAUAUUCUGUUUUUCAAUACUAAUAAUGCUUUCUUAUUUACCCAUUAAAGCACUUUGAACGACUCAGUGUUCUAACUAAACUUGUCCUGCUGUUUUUACCCAGCAACACCAUGAAUCUUGCAUCUUGCAUACUUUCACUUCAUGGUUUUACAGCUGGGAUUUUCCAGUGUAAAUUAUGGCCAAUUUUAUGACAUCUUUUAAACUCUGACUAACAUUCGCAUUGUCUGCAAACACCACACUGUCGUUUUUCUAUCAUCACACUAUAAUAUAAAUAAUUCUGAAUCAGUUCUUCUUUGCUGUUGGAAAACAGUAGAUGCUACAGGCAGCCAAUGAGAGCCAGUUGUGAUGGCAGUGAAAUUUCUCAUGUGUGCUGCUGGUUUGGAAAAACUAAAAUUAUGUGAAUUUUUAAGGCGAGUAAAUAAGAGCGUCUGAUCAUGGUGUUAACUAGAGUUAACUAGAAUCAAAUAAACUGUUCUUAAAUCAUAGAAUAAGUUCAAAAAGUUUCCUUUGUUUUGCUUUGGUUGUCGUGUGUAUUGUUGGACCAAUGAACAAAUCCAACCACUGUGGAUUCAGGAGGUGGUGCAGACCAGUGCCGGUCUCCACAAAAUGACAUCCUCUUUCAUCUGCAUGUUAACACACACUUUCUUUGUCCUUUGUUGUCUUUCCUCCACACGCAUACACACACACACACACACACACACACACACACACACACACACACACACACACACACACACACACACACACACACACACACACACAUACUGAGACAUCAGUGGCUUCUUGUCUGGAGUCUGGACAGCCUUUAUCUACAAGAAGGGGGUCAAACUUCUGCUGAUGCAAUCCUCUGUAUGCAGACACACACGUACAAGUUCAGUGGCUGACACACAAACAGUCCACACACACUCUCUGACUUACUUUUACACAAAUUCCUCUGGACUCACACACUUACAAACACACAGAAAUCGUCAAUGACUCAUUGUCACAUCUCUGACUCUCCUCUUUUACCUCUUUUUAGUUAAAGUCAGAGUUCAAAUGUUGCAUAAGGAACAAAGAAGCGAGCUGAGAUUUUCUUCUCCAGCCAGCAGUCUCCUCUUCAGUCAGAUCGUCUUGGCUCAUGUUGGAUCGUCGCCAUAAAAACCUGUUGAUCGCCCUGCAGUCAGAUUUGACUCACACACACACACACACACAGUGAGAGGAAGCCUCCAUAUGUAUACCUAUAAAGCUGCUAAACAGAUGGACAGAGUUAUAUAAGCGUGUGUCAUUGCUGCCUUCAGGGUCUCGGUCUGAGUCAUAGAGGUGACAAGAUGGUGUAUGUUAACGUACAAAACAGAAGACACUGAGCGAGAAAAGAAAAGUGGAAGUCAUUUAACCGGAAUUAAGUCAAAAACUUUCCGAGACAGGACUGAGUUUUAAAAGUGAAAAAGAAAGUUCAGGUGAUCAGAAAAAGAAAGGGAAAAGAGAAAGUCACAGCUGUUUGUCCAGCUGUUGUCCUCGGGGUAUGCGGUUGGUUUUUAUUAUGACGGAGACUUUACUCAUCUUCCCUUCGGAGCCUCCUCUGGUUUCAGGACUCUGAAUCAGAUUUAACUCAAUAACAAAGAGGAGCACUCUGCUGAAUGUGUAGUUUCACUCUGACCUUUUUUUUUUACUCGAGUUUCAUCUAGAAAAAACAGCUUACCCAUUGUUGCAGUACCUGUUUCUUGCCUUUCUUUAAUUGGACUGAUUGAAAUACUAGAUAUCUCAAUAACAUUAUUAUGAAAAUUUGAUAUCAUGACAGCAUUCUAUUCAUCAACACAGGUAACUACAGCGCAGCCGCAUCAAUAAAUGAAACAAAGUGGACGAAGUCUGUUAAUCCUGAAAUGUACCUCUACAGCAUAAAACAACAUUUUGAUCAUCAUCAAUAUUUAUGCACUGAACUGACAGAGAUGGCAGUAUAUAUGUUAAUAUGUGGACUAAAUUACGCCCAACAACUAAGAACCAAACUGCAAGGGUUUGGGUAAAAAGCCACAAAUCAACCUUAGUUUUCUUGCCAAGAAAAAAAGCCAAAUUGUGCACAAAACUACAUCCAUCCUGACAGAACACCUUGAAUUAUGACUUAUUCUGUGACGACAGGACACUGUGUUACAUGUUUCUAAGCUCAUUCUUCAUACCAGACUUUGACUUUAUGAAUCCCUCUCCAGCUUGAUUAUUCAUGCUGUGACAUUAGUAUUCCGUGUUGUGGGGUUUAUUGUACGCUGGCCCCUCAUUGUGCUCCAAAAAGUCAACAAUUCUCCUCACAAUGCUCUGCUUUUAACAAAGGUGUCCAUGUAUUUGUGGGCAGGCUGAAGACUCAAUUUAUCAACAUCACAUGAUGCACAAAGGAGCCGUUAGCCGCUCAUCCAUCAGGCUCAAAGGAGAGCGGCUCAGCUGUCAAUCUGACAUUCAGGAGGGAGGGAUGUGUGCUGAAUACGGAAGAUGUCCUCUUUUUGGGGACAGCGAGAUGUGAAAGGAGGCUGGUUCGACCGUUUGUGUGCGUGUGUGUGAGUGUGAGUGUGUGUGUGUGGGCUCUUCUGACAGAAGCAUUUCCCAGAUACAUGCAUAUAAAAAACAAAGGAGGAAGUGUUUUAACUGAAAGAGAAUUCAAACUUCUGCUCUGUGAUGAUGGUAAUUCAAGUAAUUCAACUCAGUCAAAUAACCCGGAGUCCUCAUGUGGUCUAGCUGCAGUUUUCAAAAAAUGAGCAGGUACAUUAGAGGUGAUCAUACAGGGCUUUUGUCUGCAAACCAGGUGAAGGUGCACAACACACAUCACUGGCUUUAUCUGAGGAGCAAGUUAGGACAGCCUGAUUUGGAACAAAUGAACUGAUCUGAGGUAAUCUUGCUUGCAUCACUUCCAGUUAGAAAUGGGUGUACCACAUAUACAUGUUAUUCUCACAGUCGUGCAGGUUGAGAAAAUUCAACAGAGGUGAUACAUUUUUGAAACACUGUCUAACCACAGUCUAAGGUGAGAUAGUUUUCUUGCCCACUGUAUAGUUGAAAGAGGUUUUGACACACAACACAAUCUCCAAAAAAGGCAGUGAUGGGGUGGACCAACGCCACAGCAACCGGGUUAUUGAUAUCGUGUAAAAUUCAGACUAUAAAUCCCACAGUCUGUUAGGUAGGAUUCAAGUCAGUGAAGUAGGUAGUGCCUAGCUUGAUUACCGCCAAAAAGCUAAUAUUCACUCUAGUUUUGAUCCGAACAUCUCUGUGUUUGUGGAUCAAACAGAAGAUGAGCUUUGAUGCUGCUUCAAACUUUUAGAAAAAUUUGGAAAAGAGAAACGGAAAAAUACUUCAGCCUGCCAAACGAUGACACAGCGUUUAAGGAGCUGACUCUAAAUGUGAAGCUUUAUGUGUUGUUGCAGCUAUUUGUCUACAAAGAAAGAAUGAAAGGCUUAAUUUAUAGCUGGGAUAGUGUUACGUAAAACUGUUCAAAGGGGAGUUAAGUCAUUUCACACUAAAACACAUGGAGACAGUUUCCUCCCUCCAGCAACAACAUCCAUUUGUUUCACGAUCGCUGACAUUGUUUGAGGUUGUGUUGUCUCUCAGCCUUUGUCAGUGAUGCGUCACUACCCUAAAUAUUCUGAAGUGUCCAUCUUUCCCCAUCUUUUAUCCUCAUUUAACACUGUUUCAAUGAGUUCUGAUUCCUGGCUCUGCAGGGCGAUGUGUCCCACUGAGCGCCAGUCUGAAAUCGGCUGCAUUCAUCUGCUGCCUUUAAUUGAAUUCACUCAGCCCUCUUUUUGGAUUUAUUUUUGGAUGGCACACAAAGAGGGACAAAAAAGGGAAGUAAUCCAACAUGGACGUCUGUUCUGUUUUAAUUAAUUACGUAACCAAUCACUUACGCAAUCUCGCUUUGAGGUUUAUUGUGCAUGAGAAAGUCCAAACUUGUCCAUCUUCCCAGUAAGACUUAGAGACUUUAUUUACACGUUCCUGAAGGGUUUACAAACAGAAGAGUGUCUUUAAACUUGGGCAAAGAGUGAUGGAGGAAUAAAAGUAGAAACUCUGUUCAUUAAGGAUAGGGUGUGUACACGUUUGUGUACACGAAAGAGACACAAACAGGCACAGACACAGAUAGAAAAUGUGUAUAUGUGCGUGUAAAAGGGGAUUUAAGGCUUUUAUCUGGCAGAGAGGAGUAAACAGGAAAGGAUGGAGCUCUCAAAGUAUUUCCUCUUCCUCUAAAGAAAAAAAAAAUCCCCCUUUUUUACAUCUGUCCACCAGUGGCACAUAUUGACGACAGAGGAGCAUACAGUUUCAAUUAAGGCAAAAAUGUCAGACAUUUCUGUCAUUGCCAAGCAAGCGAAGAGGGAUUUAGACUUUUAAAACAGUUGUUAUGAAAGCUUUGUAGAAGAAGAAGAAAGUAAAAGGAGGAAAAAUGGAAAAUGGGAAGAAUAUUUGAAAUGAAUAAGAAACAAUUACAGGUAUAGGAUGAAUUUAUGAGUCAAAUAGUCUGGUAAUUGAUCAUUUUGCUGCUCACAAGCAUGCAAAUGUAUGUGAAUUAUUGCAAUUCAGUUUUAACAAAAAAGAUUUCCUUCACUGAAACUAGUUGCAGCUAUGAGAAGGACUCGUAGAAAAAACUUUUGAAAUACAGAGGUAGAUAUCCUGUUUCUGUACCUUGUUCAGGUCGCAUGACCUGUUUGGAAAUCAACGAUUUCUCCAAAAUUGGUUCCCAUAAAAUUUACCUCUAUUCAUUUUAAAUUUAAAGUAACAUACCUUGUUGUACAAGUUGUUCAGUUACAAUCAAGAACUUAAAGUUUGGGCCAACAAAAACUAAAUAAUUGGAGGUAAACUACGUACACUGCAGACUAGAGGGUAGUUUCUUACAUCCAGAAAUUUGGUCACAAAAGCUGAAUUUUUUUUUUGUCUUGUCUGAAAACACAACCUUAAAUUUUGAUUUUUCAAAAAAUUUAAUGUAAACAAGCUGAAAGUUCCCCAGAGGAGCUUUAAAAAGUUUUAUUUUUUAACUAUCCUGCAGAGCUGAUGUGCUUUAAGACUUUCCUGCACCUCAAAUCUCCAGUUUUCAGGAGCUAACAGGAAGAAGCAGUUGCUGCACUGGGCGGGUAAUUAGCAUAAAUGUUUAAAACUUUUAGUGAUAAUUGGCUAAAAUCUGCCAUGUAAUCCUUACAGAAAUAUCCACUUAAGUAUGUUUUCGAUUUCUGCCAUGACUGUUCAGCAUCAAACAGUAAAGACUUGUCUUGUUAGUGUGGAGAUGUGUCCUGAACAGCUGUGUCAGACAUUUGUGUCAGACUCAGUGCCUACCUGCAGUUGUUGUCAGGAGCGAUCAGAUAGCAAAGUUUCUAGUUUGGAAAAUUUUGACACGGUUUACGUGAUUUUACCUUGGCCACGUUCAACACAUCUAAACCACAAACUUCUCUAAGUAGGCUGAAUAGUGUUUCUUUCUUUUCUCUACAGAGAAUGCUGUCUGACGCCGGUCAGCCCAGAGUCAUGUCCCCUGGUCCAGGCUUUCCUGGCUGAAUGUCCAGGCCGCAUAUUCCUUGGACACGCCCAAACACAGCUAAAGACAGGCCUGCAGACCCAGGAGAGACACCUCUUCCUCUUCACGGACACGCUGCUCGUCGCCAAAGCCAAGUAAGUUUCCUUCUGUCUGUUUUCUGAAAUGACAGAGUGAAAGAAGGAGUGUGUGUUUAUGUGGUUUUAUGAGUGAAAGCAUGACGGGAAAAGGGAGACAGAGAGGCGUAAACAGGAAAAAUCUGAAGUGACACAAAUAUGAGGAAAAAAGCAGCAAUUUUUCAACAGUUCCAAUUUUUCUUGAAAAAUAAAAAUCGACAACGAGUUCAGUUGUAUUCAUCUGCUGUCUUUCUUUUUCACUUUCCUUGCCUUACCCCCCAGCUGCUUCUUCUACUUCUCUCUCCCUCCCUCCCCAAGUAUAUAAUUAUUUCCCAGCCAAUUAAACCCAUAUGAAGCCUGGCUCAGAUCAAAGCCACACUGGCCUGCCUUGAGCAGAAAGUAUGGGGCUUCCCACCCACAAGCUGCAACACACACUCAUAGACACACAUUCAAAAAUAGAAACCUAAAAAGCAUAUGCAUGUUUUGAAGUCCAAAAAAACACGCAAACAUGUGCUAAUACCCACAUAUAAACACUCAAACAUGCAGGAACAGAGACAGACUGAUGCUGUGCGCACACAUAUACUUACUUGACACACAUACAGUACAUGCAUACUUCUCUGUGGACCUUUGUGGUCAUGUGCCAGUGGGUGGAGCUGACCCUUCCUGUAUGGAGAGCAUAUGCUAUAAUUGGUUUUAUUACAUUGUGGUUCAAAACAGAGUUAAGUUAAAGGAAUGUGUGCUGGUAUGUGUGUGUGUGUGAGAGAGAGAGAGAGAGAGAGAGAGAAGAAGUUAAUUGAUGUGUUUGUGUGUUUGCUUCCUUCAUAACCCUGGAGUCGCAAGGAGAGUGAAUGUGUUUGCCACAUGUGUACGUUUGGAGUUUUUCCUGCUUUAAUAACAGAUGUAGUGGUUGAUAAAUACACUUCUAGUGAGCCUACCAGUCUUAAAAAUGCUAAAAAUAGUUGAAGCUUUUUAUAUUCUGAUCUAUAUAAAAAGGACUUCUGAAAGAUUGCCAUAUGCAUGAGGUUUGUGGAGAAACAUUACAGAGAGAUGUUACAAAGAAAAUUAAAAGUUUGAAUGAAACUGUCGGGGACCCAAAUACAUUCCUUGUGGAACACCCCAAAAAAUCUAGUUUUCACUCAAAGGAGCUUUUUACAGAUUCUGUAAUUUAUUGAAAACACAUGUAAUAAGUAUGUGAUGAUACUAAAACUAAUCCGCAAAAGCAAUGAGACCAUCAACAUAGAGACUGACUGUCUCUAUAAAGUUAUUUUUAAAGUUUAAAAUUGCUGGCAGGGGUAGGUGUCAGUCAAAUUGAUGAACUGCAUGCUAACAAACCUUUUUUUUUUUCAAAUUUUCUAUGGCAAAAAUUUCAAGUGAGUAAUACAUUUGAGUUUUAAAAUACUAGAGUUACAUUUUUUCUGUGAUAAAACACCACUUUACCAUGUACAGGACAGCUAUGAGAUGUCCACAGGAUGCACCCAAAUCAUAAUAAAUUAGAAGUUCUUUGCGGGAUCUUUACCUCAUUAACAGAAUAUUUACUUGCAACUAGUUAGUCAGUUGAUGUAUUAUUAUCCAAGGAACUUUUAGCUCAAAAUGUAGAGGAUCUGAAUAUGUUCCCUGUGGAAAAACUUGAAAACAAAGGGUUUUUGUUUUUAGCAAAGGAUCUUAGAUACUGGUGCUUCUCACUUGUGGCUUUUUCAGUCUUUCUUCUAUUUGCCUGUCUACACAAACUCACAGAGACCGGCGAGAAGGGUUGCUUUGUGGUGCCUUAUCUUAAUGUAACUAACUUGUGUCUUUUCCAGGUCUCCAACUCAUUUCAAGGUGAAAUCCCAAGUCAGAGUGUGUGAAAUGUGGACCGCCAACUGCAUGGAUGAAGUCUGUGAGGGAAGCACAUAUGCAGAGAGAAGCUUCGUCAUGGGCUGGCCUACCUGCAACUAUGUGGCUACCUUCAGGUAUUCACAUUGAUUCACUAUAACAUAAAAGAAAAUGAAUGCCUUGGGGAGGAAUUGGCAGACAGGAACAAUUCAAUGUUACAACUUCCUGUUAUAUAACUUCAUUCAGUACAUCUGCCUGCAUUGCACGACACUGAAUCAUGCUGUGCACGAGGUACAUAUUUCUGGGAGUCACUUUAGCACACAUCUAAGCGGGAACACCGUGUACUGGGGUGCGAAUGUACACUAUAGAGGGAAACUCUAGACUCUACACACAACCACAAAAUCCCUAAACCUCUGAGUGUGAAGGCAGUUUCCAGUCCUAAAGCCGCUCAAUGUGACCGCAGGAAGACGAGAGUAAAUAACCAUGCGAGGACAACCGGCACGAACAUGUUACACAUGCAAACACAUUCUGAAAUGCUGUGUUGUAUAUUUGUAAUUUCCUCGAUGUUGUACACAUAUUUCUACUAAUUCAAAACCACUCGUUAUAGUUUCCGUCAUCAGGAAUCCAGUCGUAGCUCAAGGGGAGGGAUGUCUGCGGUUUUAGCCAACAGGAGUUACAUAACAGCCGAAGAGACAGUCGUUUGAAACAUGAUUUGACUCUUAUUAUGUUUUAUCACUCUCCUCCUCAGCUCCGAGGAAUAUAAAGACAAGUGGUUGACACUCGUAAAAAGGUAAGUGUUUGGUUUGAACCCCCUAUUAAUGCCUUUUGCUAUUUACUUUAUUGCAAAUCAAAUUUCCACUAAGUGGCAGGAAAUAUUUGAUUUGGAUGAAGGAGGUUAUAAAACUGAAGCUGGGGUGAUGUAAAUUAGAGGAGUUAUGAGAUGUAUUUAUAAGAUCUAAACCCUAAUAAAGAACAGAACCGAGCAAAGGCUUUCGAAACAAUCACCUAGCUGUUAUUUUACAUUGUCUCAUUGUCUGUAAAUGUUUCCCCUUUUCGGCUUGAUCGACUGUUUAUUCAAAUGCUACUGUUGUUUAUCACAGACAUCUUUUUCUCUUUAAACAGUCGGAUUCUUGAUGGGAAAGAGAAAGACGAUCCCAAGACCAUUCCUCUGAAGAUCUUUGCGAAGGACAUUGGAAAUUGUGCAUAUGUAAGGCUCUCCUCUUACUUCACUGAUUUUUACUGCCUCCAUCAGCACAAAAAUCAAUAUUGUUUGAUUGCAAAGCCUGUACUUGAGUGGGUAAUUUUUGACAUCAGUAGCAACCCAAACAACGACUAUUUUCCAUACUGUUUCCACCAGGCCAAGACACUUGCGGUCAGCAACACCGACAGCACCACUGAUGUCAUCCGCAUGGCUUUGCUGCAGUUUGGCAUAUCAGUGAGUAACCAAAGACCGCUGUUGAUUCUCUGCAUCAAAUCCAGCCGCCAUAAUUCGAUAUAAUGUUAAAAAGAGUCUCUGAUUGUUAAAGUGGACUCCACUGCUUUCCACUUUGGAUUGUGGAAUUAAGGUUUGAUUAGGUUUUGGUUUUAUUAUGCAACGUUUUAAUGGCGGGAAGCCCAGAAAUCAGCCACCUCCUGCUACUGGUCUUUGCCCUGUAUUUUCGAGACAGACAUUGUGGCCGAGUCAAAGGACCAAAGAGGAUAUUGACAAAGCAGAGAGAAAGAGAAAGAGAAAAAAGAAGCAAGACACCAGACUCAAGCAAAUCCUAGACUGGCUUUUACUAGUCAGGGAUGAAAAUAACGUGUUUUAAAGACAGCAGGGGCGUCAAAUUGCUGAUUUAAAAAAGACAAUCUUGCAUAACGUUGAUUGAAAUGUCUUUUUACGAUGUCUCAGAGGAUCAGUACUGAAGAGUGCAAACAAAGUCAAACCAGACUGUUGAGCAACUGACAGUUCAGAUUUAGAUAUAAUGUUGUCCUUGUAUUUUAGAUGCCAAGUUUACUAUUUUUACAACUUGAGUUCCUCUUCUUGUUAACAGUAUCGUCAAAGAGCAUGAAUGUGUUGGGUCACUGGCUAAUCUACAUUUAUAGAAGUCUUAAAAACAGAAAUAUACCCUGGUGAAGGUACUAUAGAAGUUCAAAGCAGUCAAAGAAUAUGCGAUUCAACUUCUUCUUUUUCAUUGUCCAGGGCUGCGUUAAAGACCACAGGUUGUGGGUGAACUCCAGUAAGGACGACCCUCCAUACCCUCUCAUUGGUGAGUCCACCUGUCAUAAACCUUGAAAAAACUUGUUCCUUUAGCUGGUAUUUUUGGUCCCUUCAUGAUACUACUGUUCCCUUGAAACCCACAUGGCUGCUUUUAAUGAUGUCUUCAUAAAUUCCUUAUAAAUGAAAAAUAGAAAAACCCGCCAAUCAUCCCCCCAUGAGGGAUGUUUUGGAAACUUAAAAGCACCAAAGCAGAGAAUACCCACAGUGGGGGUCUGCACUGUACAAUCACCAACAGAACAACAAAACCUCGACAUCUGGGAGCAUUUUAAAACACCUGGUUUCUGUCACAGCAGUAUUUCUGUAAUAUUUUGUUUCAAUAAUCCUUUGCUCUGUCGUUCACACUAAAUUUGAAACAUCCUGACCACUGAUUCAGAGAAGCACGACUCAAGUUAUAUCUACAUUUUUACCAACUUCUUUUUUUUUUACUUCAGCUCCGUGUCUAACCCUUAAGGUCUGAUUUGAUUUAGGCCACGAGUUUCCCUUCAGCAUCAAGAUGAGCCACAUCCGGGAUGGUGGGAGCAGCAGUGCAGGCGGACUAGGCCGGGACGCAGCAAGUCCGACAGACUGUCCAGGGGUGCUGCUUCUGGACCAGUGUCUCCCCCCGGACACCCAGUGCCAGUUUAUCCUCAAACCGAACAAGGCCAUGCAGGGACAGGCUCCACUGAUAGGUAAGACAAAGAAUCGCUUAGUGUCUCAAUUACUUUUCUUUAAGUUUAGUACGCACUAAAAACACACACAACACAACUCGCAGUAAAAUAAAGUUCACAUACAUCUUCGCAAGAAUAAGGUCAGGUAACAAUAUAUGAGGAUAAGGAAACAUGUUAUCUAACAGUGUUCGUUUGACAUAUAUAUUGAGUGGCUUUUGUUCAUUCUCAACAUUAGUCAACAGACUUGCAACACAGAGCUUUAUGGUUUCCAUCUAGAUGGUCAGUCUUUGUCAUGCAGUAUCCAUAAAUCUAUUUCUCUAUGUAACCGCAAGAGGAAACAUGUGGAUAGAGAAGUAUUAAAGCAGAACAGCAAGUACUUCCUUCAAAUUUGUAUCGCUUACAUAAACCGUUUCGGUUUGUUUGCGCUCAUUCUUGGCGCUUACUGACACACAGUCAUGUUGUUUUCUUUGAGGACGAGCUGGUGGGUGCGAAAGAAGGAAAGCAGUCAAAGAGAAUGGUGGGAAAGGAUAUUUUAGCAGACAAUGAGGGUUACAGCAAAGGUUAGAAGAGGCACAGUUGUCAAAAUAAAAAAACAGCAGACAGACAAAGAGGAAGAAACCCCAGAAGAGAUGGAUGAGGGUGAGAAUAGGAAGAUGGAAAAGAGAAAAGAGAUGACACAGCUAUUGGGUAAUCCUGAAGGUCAGCGUAGGUGACGAAAAACAAACAACAGGCUGUAAGAGAUAAACACAGAUUAAAAGAAUAGAUGAGAAAAAUGAGGAAAAGAAGAAAGAAAAACAAGAGGAUUGUGGACAGAAAGAAAGACGAGAAAUGGGGAUACAGAAACCAGGAUGGAAAAAGACGGGGACUGGGGUUAAGAGGAGAAAAGUGUAUGUUUUCCAGUCAAGGAGGCUUCAGUUUGCCAACCACAGUCUUCUCCUCGGAUUCCUUUGCCUCAAGCAAAACAGAGCCUUACAUAACCGUUCCAUACCAACCCCGCCGCCAUGUAAGCCUAAUGGUACACGCCCAACCCGAAAGCUAACGAAGUGUGUAUUUAUUGAGCUGCAGCCAUGGCAGAAGCCCCUUUGUGGGCAAUUAUUUUCAAACAAACCCACAGGCGAUUCAGCCUCCGAUGUAAGGCCUAACAGACUAAUUGGAACGUAUUUUCCCCCAAGCCUUUUCAGACUCACUGCAUACCUCAUGUGCACUUGAUAUCGGUUCGAGAUAAUUAAUUUCUGGCGUACGUUAAUCUUAAUGCAGUAAUGAUGCAUGAAUCCAAUAUUGGUACAGUACUGGAACAUUUUGUUUUAAACCUUGUUCAAAUGUUCAACAUGACAUAAGCCAAAAGACAUACAAUCUUCUCACAUGAUUGUAAGGGGAAAUAUUCAGUGUCAGCUUUUGUUACUUCUCAAUUGUCAAUAUUUGCGAUGAACUCAUUUGAUCUGAUUCCAGCAGGUUUGACAUCCAGUUUAACUGUCAAAUGAUAAUCCAGUCUGAAUAGGACAAAGACCUGUGGUGGCAUUUCAGCGCCAUAAAUGCCCCUUUUAUAGAACUUGGUUGAUUUGGCAAACCUUCCAUCAGGAUAUUGUCAGUCAGGUCCUUCUAAAACACUUCAGACCACUACAAAAACUGUUUAGAUGACUUAAUAUAAUGGCUGUUGAGGGUAAAACAACCACCAGGUUAAAACCAGAGCCAGAAUUUACACCUCUGUUUACUAGAUUGCUUGACAUCUGCGAGUUUGUUGCCAAUCUGGCCAAACAAACCUCGUCAUGUCUUGUGUUUUAUGAGGGGAACACCUCGUGUUGCACCUGUUUUGUAACACCAAAUGAUAAUUACAGCAGGAUGACAGACGUCGCCCACCCAUUCGACGAGGUAUCUGUUCCCUCGUUCCAACCUCUCCACAACUCUUCUCCGACUAGCAAACAGUUAUGAUGUAACGACGGAUUUACACCCAGGUCAUGUUUUUCUCAAUGAUGCCGAGGCCCGCUGAGAAGUGCCAGAGCAACCCGGUAAUUAUGUUACCGCUGAACUUUGUUCCAGAGAUUGUGCAGGCAUGACGCCAUGGCACAUCAUUAAAUGAUGAGUUCUGUGUGAGGUAUGUCACAUAUUUUUGUGGGUUCAAUUGGGCGGCUGAGUUCCUCCACCCAUUGGAAGAAUCUCAGGUCCAUCAGAAGAGCUCCACCCUUGGAUGCAAAUCAAGAAAAAAUGAUUAAGUUGGUGUUUUUAAAUUGAGAUCUUUAGGGAAUCACCUUGAUGGCCCUUUGCAAGAUUUACUCCAGUUUGUGCAGUUUUUGAAGAGGUGUAACGAAGCCCAGCAAUGGCAGUCGCCAUGUUGGGAAUGCUGGCUUAAUCUGACUUUUGGUCACCUAGCAACAGGAGAAGAGGUGGAGUUGAUGUGGGCCCUAAGCCCUCUGGCAAACAUCCGCAGCACACCAGCCUUUCAGUCAACUGUCUCGCCCACUUUAAGUAAAAAACAAAGGUCCUCUGAGUGUAACUGAUGAGGUGUUUAUUCUCUAUUUGAUAUUAGAAAUAUUCUAAAUUCUGACACUAAGUUUCUCGUUUGUGCUGUCCAUGAAUAUUAGUUUCAAAUAGAUUAUCGGCCUCAGGACCAGUUGAUAAUCUGUAUUUAGUAUUGGCCCUGAAAAAUCAAUGUUAGUCAACUCCUAAUCCUGACUUAUUCUCAGCCUGUAAUCAUGUCUGUUUCUGUCCUAAAAGUAGGCAUUCAAAUAAGGGCAUCAGUGGGGCAUCCCUGGUUUUUGUAGUGAGCCCCAAGUGGACAUCUAUGGAAUUACAUUUUCUUUUGCACUUCUGUAUUGGUUUCAUUUUUGAACACCUGGGAUUAUCUCUUUGUUUUAUCAGUUUUUCAUACAGUGUCCAGUAUCUGAGGGAGAAAUACUGUUUUGAAAUUAAAGACUGCUAUAUUAAGUGUUUCUGCUUGUUUUAAAUCCUUUAUUUUCUUUGUUUGGGAGAAGAAGUAAAGCCCACUUUUCCACGGUUUAAUCCUAAUGUAUAUUUGAAGGAGGAAACCAAAAACUCGUUGAAUAUCAAAAUGAAUUUCCAGAGCAUUUAAGUCCAUUAACUAAGACAUGCCUAGCUUCUAGUUUUCAGUCUUAUGUAAUAAAAGAUGUUUGUACUAAAGCUUGAAAAUGAGCCUGCGGUGUUGUUCCCAAAGUCACCUGUUUUCUGUUAGAUGAAGGCAGCGCAGCUCUGGAUCAGGAUCCUCCUGUUGUUUUCUUUCCUGCUGUUGAGGUCAUUUUGCGUUGACAUCAGUCUAAACAGGACAAUGUUUGCUGUAUGUUCUCAUCAUAAUCCACUCGGAUGCACACAUGCUAUGUAGUUUCAUAAGAGGAGAAUCCUGCCGUGCUGUUAUGUCACAGAGAACACGUCUGUGCUGAGAAGACACACCUGCACACAGACAGACACAGGUAGACAUUGUGACUUAGCACCACUGAGCAAAUGUCAAACAAGGAUCACAGUCACAGGCUGUCAGAGACCGACAAAGCCUCUUACAUGCACAUGUUUUCACGCACAAAGCACACAGAGAUGAACACAGACACCUAUAGACACAUGCAAAACCUCAAAUGGUGCUCUGGAGCGUGAGGGCAAGUCUGCAUGUGUUUCCCUCACAGACUGAAUCCACAGUUCUGCCCCUCUAUCGCUGUCUUUCUGUUCAAUCUGAGCCUAAAUAUGUAGAAACUCUAUAGGCUUUCUCUGACUUGGUGGAUGGAUCUUUUAACAAAUGUCUUUCGGGGUGUCACAAGUAAGAAAUAAGACUUAAGGUGCUUGCAACAAAACAAAUCUGUUGGUGGGGUGUGCAGAAUGUGCACAAGUUUCAUAAACUACUGCAUCUUUCCUUUUUCAAGAAACUUAGUGAUGUUUUCUUAUCACAUUGGCAGACAAUUCUGCUACUAACAAGCAAUGUCAGUCAAUUUUUUGAUUGUAACAUCCUGAAAAAACACAUGUCAGGAUGGAGGCUCAAAGGUUUUUUGACACGGACGAUUGUGAAAUUAACUGUAAUAUAUAGGGAUGUUAAAUGAUGUGCAAGAGCAAAGACCGUAAGGAGACAGUUUUUUAUAAUUUUUAAGGCUUGUAAACAAUGCGAGGGCAUAAGUCUCAGCUCAACAGCUAGAGAAAAAGCUCUGUUUUUAUGAUUUUCCCAUCAAAUAUCCACAAUAAAUGAUUUUUUUUAGUCAGAGGACAUAAGCAGAGACUGCCCUGCCCAUAAGGGUCGCCACAAACUAAAAGUUCUUAACAUGAGCUUUAAGUUACGUAUAAUGAUUUAUUUUGACUAGAAAUACAAUGUAAGACAGAAAGAUUUGUUUUGAUUUUUUUCAGUGUACAAGUCGAUAUAUCUUAGCUGUAACUAAUAAACACAAAGAAACACAAAGCAAGUAUCUUAAAUGUUGUGAAUGUAAAGCUGCCUCUGAAGUGUCUAUAAAGAGCUUUCAGACAUCCGGACUGUUUAUGGCCCAGUUUUCAACUAAAAACCAGGUUAAACCUCAGUUGGUCCAACAUCUGGGUCUUUUCAGGCUAACUGCUCAACAAUUCACAAACCUACAUUGUUGAAAAAUCCAAUGGGGACCCACACAAAUCAGAUAUUACAAAACACUAAAACAUGAGCUGAAGUUUUUGUGGAAUCAAGCCAUCAAGCAGUCCUGGACACGAAUGCUGUCCUGUGAGUCCAGCUCACAUUUUAAUAUCUGAAACCACAGCUCACUUCUCCCUCUUCUGUGUCACCCCCCACAGAGCCCGGUCAGCAGAAGUCCUUCAAGAGAAAAAGAUCUCUGAUCAACUGGCCUUUCUGGAAAGGCUCCAACACACAGCUGGACGGCCUUCCCUUGUCUCCCAACUCACUCUCCCCCACUCUGGGACGGCUGUUCGGACGACCCCUGAGCUCCGUCUCCUCUGCAGAGCACGGCCUGCCCAAGCCUGUCAUGGUGAGCUGAACAGAGGUCACAUAGGCCAGCAGGAGAGGGGUCAGGACUCAGUCUGGAGGGGGUUACGGGAUUUAUAGAGAGUUUACAGUGUGUUUGGAGAAAGAGAGAUGCAGUUGUUUACAAAAGUAGAUCAAGUCCUGGGUGGAGAGCCAGUCCUGGGUGAUAAAUCUUUGGGAGUUUUUGGUGUUAAUGCUCAGUAACUUUGCUGGACUUCUCAGAGAAAUGGUUUUAGUUUAAUUCCUAUUAAAGAAGAAAAGUGGAUUGGCUUGAGAAGUGAAACUCCAAUCUGCUGAAUAGGCAGGCUGAAACCAACACAUUUCACAAGACUGUUUACUUUCUGUGGAUCUCAUCCUUUGUCCAGUUUCAAAUAAAUGUAAUAGAUAUUUUUUGCUAGGCAUUUUAAUUUUUAACCCUUUCUGACCUUCUAUAUUUACCGUACAUACCAGUUCAUUUUUAGCUCUAACAGCUUUAACAGUUAACUCUGAUGGGGCACUUUCAAAUAAAGUCUCUUUUCUUCGUAAACAAUAAAACCCUCAUGAGUCAGCAGUAAAUAAAUGUAACAGAUUCCUCUCAGUCACCAAAUAAAACGGAUUCUCAGAAAUGAUGAUUCAGAAAUGAAACAAACAAACAACAGGCCCUGGCAAAGCGAAAUCCACUUAAUCUCUGUCGUUUUGACUUCCUUUGAUUUCAACAUCUUGGACUUCUGGCAGGUUUUCCACAAGCAAUCAAGUCCUUUGUGUUAAACAUUAAAGGCUUGAGUUAUAAACUCACAAAGUUGCUGCAGAUUUUAGGAUUUCGCUUCCACCAGAGUAAAAACUAUAACACUUUGUUCAGUGGCUAAGAUUAAAGACGGAGGAAAGUAAAUUUCCAGCUAGCCAGAUAAGAUUUCUCAGUAACACUACUAAAAAGCAUUUUUCACUCUCAGCCACUCGCUAACUUUUGCUAAACUUCACUGGUGGCUUAUAAGCAGUGAAGUCAUUUUAAUUUCUACACGCUGAAACAGAAGAAUGUAAUCUUCCACUGAGCGACUGUGUGAGUGUGGGCAGUCCAGAAUAUAGUAAAAAGAAAUCUGAACUGUAGGUAACCUUUCUUCUCCACUCCUCUUCUCUAGGACAUGCUGGUGUUCUUGUAUUUAGAGGGCCCGUACACCAGGGGUGUCUUCAGGCGCUCCGCGGGGGCCAAAGCCUGCAGGGAGCUGCGGGACAGGCUAGACAGCGGGACUGAGGACCCAGAGAUCACACACCAGUCUGUGUUCGUUAUUGCCGCUGUCCUCAAGGUAACACACAAACACACUUAACCUAACACAGAGCCAUACUCUACUUCUCUGUACUGGUUUGAAACCAGAAGACAGAGAGCGGGAGUGUCUGAUGUGCGUCCAAAGUCACCUAAAGUCCAGACAGGAUAAUCUGUCUGUGCUCAGCCAGGCAGGCUGCCAGUCACACACACAAGGUGCUGCAUUGUUCAGCAUCCAGACCUAACAGCCACCACAGAGUGGAGCAUCCAGGGAGCCGCAGAGGUGGCUCUCCAGUUUAAUACAGAGCUGAUUCAUCUCUUCACUCUGUUAUGGUUUACCUGCUUUCUGCACAAUGGACAAUUAUUGUGACUCACCUGAGACAGAGAAAAAUGAUGUUGAGCAAUCAGCCCUUUGACAGAUAAUCAACCGAUGGCACUUGAAAUAACAGCUGAAGUGCUUACGUUCCUCAAUGAAAAAUGUAGAGUGCCCUCAUCUGAAUAUCAGUCAGCCUCUGUCCUUUUCCGGUGAGACAAAAAUAGAUAUUAAUCACUUUUAAGCACAAAAUGUAAGAGUUACAUCAUCGGUUUUUGGCAUUUACAUUGUGUCCUUUUGAAUUCAGAGUCAUUUUUUAUAUUUUUUAGAUGUAAGAGAUUAACCCAGAUCUUGAUUGUUGAGUUAAGGAUGUUUUUUUUGUUUGUUUUUGUUUUUGCACACAGGACUUCCUGCGAAACAUCCCAGGCAGCAUCCUGUGUGCUGAUCUGUACGAGCAGUGGAUGGAUAUGAUGGAAGGAGAGGGAGGAGAGGAGAGGAUUCAAGCUGUCCAGAGGUAGAAAAACUGAAUCAUAAUCCCAAAUUUGAAAUAACAUCAUGCUCAACACUAAGACUAAUGAUUUGUAGAAGAAUGUACAGUGUGUUAUUCUGUAGACCUGAAUUCAUGAGAACUUCUGUUUGAGUUUGUCUCUGACUCGAAGUCCGUCUCCUCUCUGUCAGGCUGCUGAACCUCUUGCCUCCUGAGAACCUGCUUCUGCUGCGUCAUGUGAUCGCCGUGCUGCACUGUAUCCAAGGCAACGCACACGACAACCAGAUGAACGCCUUUAACCUGUCAGUCUGCAUCGCCCCCAGCAUGCUUUGGGCACCGGCGCCGAGCACCCCUGAGAUGGAGGGAGAGGGCACCAAAAAGGUGAGGAUGGACACACACACUAAUAAAGUUAUGAGGUAUUUUAACCUGUUGAUAAAUCCCUGAUUGGCAGACGGUAAGAUAUUAUAAAUGAUUUGAAUUCAAACUUUAUUAUAUUGGCUUUUUUGAGAGCGUAAUUAGAAGAUUAAAGAGAUAUUUUGGCAUAAAAUCAAUUAAAUCAAUCAAUUACCUAAAUUAAUUUCACGCUGGAAUAUCCCUUUAAUGUCAGGUCAAGAUAUAGAGCUCAUCAAAUAACAACAAUCAAUACCCAGAAAUUUCCCUCUGAGUUCACUGAGCAGCUUGCAGAGACAGGGACUUUCACGUUUCAGUGGAAUAAUAGAUGUAAACUCCCUCAGCAUGCGUGUGUACGUGCUGCUGCGACAGACAGACAGAUGAUAUGAGGAGCUGAGAUCUCACUGACUCACUCCUCUAUGUGUGUGUGCACACGUGUCCACACACUGACGUCUCUGAAGCCAUUCGUCAGCAGCAGCCGUACAGUUUCCCCCGAGCAGCUUUGACCUCCAAGCAGGAGCUGACCCAGUAACACAGCUGCAACACACACACCCAACCCCACACACACACACACACACCAACACACACACAUGCUCAGUCACAUUCGCAUGUCGUCACUGCCGAUCACUCAUAAGCUAAAAUCACAACACUCUUACAGUCGACUGAGCCAGAAAUCCCCGAGCUUAGAGCAAGACUUGACAGGAAAGAGGAGAGAUUCACAGUUUCACUCUGACGUGCUCCCAAACACACAAGGAAAUCUGUUUCUCAUUUACUGCUUUACGGCUCACAGAAAUAUUUCACCAUUAGAGGAUUAGUUUCUCCAAUGUCAUAUAUGCAUCUGAUGAUAUGUAUGCAUACAAAUUCAGUUUUACUUCUUCUGGCUCAUACCAAACAACAUUUUUAAAGUGAUUUAACUGUUACCACUCAGUCAGAGUUUCAGUCUUUUUUUUUUAAUGGCAUUAAAAAACUUACAGCAAUAUUUUAGUUCUCAAUAGAUUCUCGUUUGCGGUCAGAUCUUGUAUUCUGUUACUUCAGGUCUCUUUUAAAGUGUCUCUUUAAACAUUUUUAAGUUGCUUUUAAGUCUUAAUGUAAGAAAAGGGCAUUUAGCAUUCAAAGUUGGUUUAAAUUACAGUAAGCCAGUGAACUCUUUUCUAGAUAAACAGACGUUAAUUAUUUUUGUAAAGUGAAAACAUCCUCUGCAGGAAUGAUCCUUGUGCUGGGUAUUUAGGCUCUUUUGGCUCCGUAUUGUUUCUUCCUCAAAUGCUGGUCAGCCAGGAUAACCUGAACUGACUUCAUUUCCCAGCAGCAGCCACAGAGGAAGCCCCCUGACCCACCAAAGCCCAUGAUACUCUCACUAAGACUGAAAGAAUACAAAGCCCACUGAUUUGUGGCCUAUUUGGAAAGUCACCACAGUUGACUUAAACACACAAUCUCAGUGGGUGGCUGCCCGGCAUAUCUUUUCAGAUACGUGUGUGUGUGUGUGUGUGUGUGUGUGUGUGUGUGUGUGUGUGUGUGUGUGUGUGUGUGUGUGUGUGUGUGUGUGUGUGUGUGUGUGUGUGUAUGUUGGAGGUGGCUGAGGUUCAUUGAGAAAACAUGCAAAGAAUUUCCAACAGAAUCCCGAGGCCGAGUGUGUGUUUUAGUGGAAAACUGUGUCGCUGCAACACCCUUCCCUACCCUGUCCCUCUUUACACACACAUGCACAGCUCUAAUUCUCCAACACCCACAAAUUCCUGAAUAUCUCUAACACAAAUACCCCCUGAUAACACUUUCCCUCCCCACAUGCUGCUUGUUUGUGUGCAGGCGGCCUUAUUCUGGGAAAAAAGGCUACAAAAAAUAACAAAAGGGAGAUUUCAACAUUUCCCUCCUCGCGGUCAGAGCCGGGGGCCAACUUAAACCGGCGUGGGCCCCUGACCGCGUAAUGGCUGGUUUCCAGCCUUGUCAUAAGACACGUGAGAGCUCAGUUUCAGCCAAUUCGGUCCAGCCUGUCUUCACCUCUGCAGCGUAUAAUUUAGAUAUUUUUGGCUGGACAGACUGUAGCUGUUUGGGAGUGACUGAGGUAAAAACAGCUUUAGUGUGUUUGACUUUAGAUGGAGACAGAGAGAGAUAGAUCAUCAAAAACAACUUUGUUUUCCUCCUUGGUUUGGUUCUUGAAAUGUAAACUUGAUGCUUGUUCUUCUUUGUUUGAUCCACAUUGCUUGUGUCUAUUAGUGGAAAAAACACAGCUGGAUUUCUGUGUUGACGGCCCCUCAGAGGUGACCCACUGACACACAGCUGGAACAUCCUUUAAAGCACACACACCGACACUCAGACACAAACUGUGUGUGUGUGUGUGCUCUGCGUCUACAGCAGUGAUAGAAAGUCAGCUCUCAACCUGCUCUCCUACUGUAAAUAACUUCGUGAAAGACAGGUAGAAUUUGUCCUGUUUCCUGAAUGGUUUAAAGACGGUUUAAAAAAACAUCCUACUGAAGCAAAAAAGAAGAAGCUGUUCUGAAAAGGCUCUUGAUGGAGUGGGUUGAGUCACCUGUGUGCCUACGGGCUCUCUGUACUAGUGCUUUGCAACACGUAGCAGCUCUCUCUGAGCGACAGGAGGAAUGCUUGGUGAGUGAUGGGAGGAGGUGAGGGUACGGAGAGAAUAGCAGGUGAGAUAAGAGUGAAUGAAGAGAGGCAAGCUGUCCAAAGACUAGGGAACAAGUGAAAGGAAAGGAAAGGAAAGGAAAGGAAAGAAGGAGGUGAAAGGCUUGUGUACUCAACAAAAACUCAAAUCAAAGAGUUUUUGUCUUAAUUCUGGUAAAAAAAAAAGUCUUAACUUAAGCAGCGUUUGCCUUAAAAGUCCAGAAAAAGGGCUUAUUUCACAAAAAUUUCAUGGCAAAAAUAAGUAAAAAACAGAAAAGCCACCAAAGGAAAAAUAACAUAAUUACCUUUUUUCCCUCAUUUCAAGCUAUUCAGUCCUAUUUUUGGCAUGAAAUAAGCUGUUUUUCUGGACCUGUCUGCUGAAUGUGGCUUCAGUUCAUCGGUAUAAGACUUUCUACCAGCAGUAAGACAACAAAAACCUCAGAUUUGAGGGUGUUUUUCAGUGUUGCAACCAGUGGUGUAAAGUAAAUAUGCUCUGUUAUUAAACUUGAGUAUUUUUAGUGAGUAUGUACUUAUUGUCAGAAAAAAAGUAGAAAUAUUCUGAACACUUUCUUUUUUUUUUUACAUUAGCUGCUGUUUUAAAGUACAUUUGUGUAAAAACAGUCCACAUCAACAAGAACGUUUCAUUUUCAUAGUCAUACAUCUCUGCUGGAUUUGUCCACAGAGCUUAAAUCUGAGCGACACACUCUGAACAGGCUGCAUUUCAAUAAUCCAUCUCUCAUUCUGUUAAGUUUUCCAGGGAACAGUUUAUUUUUAUAACAUGUAGGUCAAAUGCAGCAAAACACAUGUACUCCAAUGCCCUACUACAUACAGUCAGUCUGAGAGCAGACAUGCUUUGUAUUGUUUUUUUAAAGCCAGUCCAACCCAUAAUCCUCGUUGCGACAGAAGAUUUAUCACAUUGGCUGAAUCACUGAGAGAGAGCAGACAGAUGACGGUGCAAUGAUGGACACCAGUGCAAGAACAGGGCAGAGAUGACAGAUGUUUGUACAUCUGUGGAGGGCAGUGUCUUAUGAGAAAGCAGACUGUUUCUAUUUAUUUAUAGAUGUUCUCUGCAAGAGCAGCUGUCUGUGAUAGUGCACAAAAAGUAGAGGUUGACUUUUGACAUGUGGGCCUUUAAAUCCAUGCAGCUUUUUUCUGCAUUUUCAGAGUGAAUUGGUUAUUGACUGCAUUCUUCUGUGGUACAUGUGCACCUGCCUGUUGCCAGCUGGACAGCCUGUCAGUAUCACAUGAUGUUCUGUUUUUCUCAGCUAUGAGACAGUGGAACAUGUCACAAAGCUGCAGCAAUAUCCAAAUAUCUCACCUGUAAUCUCAAACAGGUUUAUUCACUUUGGGAUGAUUGAGUCAUCUCACUCUCCCUGAAGUAACUCACUCACAUGCCUCUGUGUUUUUCACAGUGAUGCACUCUACCUGUGCUGAUAGUAAAACUGAUAGGACAGAGCAGCUGCAUAUGAUCUACCUGCAGGUUCUCAUGUUGUUUGCUAUUAGGAGUCCCAGACAGUAAAGGUAUGUGCGAUGGAGAUUGCUUUUGCAGCACAGUCACAGCAGCUCAUUGUCUGCACAGAUGGGAGUUUCAUGAACGUAAAGUACAGCCAAGUAGCUUUCAUACAGCUGUUAUAUGUACAUGUGAUACCUUAAGAACGGUAGUGAUCUCACUGUGAAGGUAAAACCAGAAGCUGCAUUUGAUCUUUAAAAAUAUUUAAGGGAUUAACCGUGCCGUGUGGUUUAAAUGAAAGUCUAGUGAAUUUAAUCAAAGCCGCUAUAAAGACGUUUUUUUUUUGGCACGAAUGAAAUAGACUAAAAUUCAUAUUGAUAUCUUUUUCAUGAUUUCAAAGACUCAAUAAAACCAUGAGGCAAAGAUUGAUAAUUCCUAUAGAGUCAUUCUUAAUGCCUGAAACUGUUCCGAGGUAGGAGUCAAAAAGCAUUAGCAGAAACAGCCUUUAUUUCACAAUUUUCACAUACAAUAAUCACAAUAGAUUACAUACUGACCCUUUACUGACCCUAUUUCAACAUGUAAAUAAAGAUUGUUUUCUACUGGCUUCGUGAGAAAAUGAGUCUCAGACCUCAAUAAACUUAUAUCUCCCUCAUUCUCAGCAGGUUGUGCGCUGUUUUGCUAUACAGUCUCAUCAUGUCUAUAAACUGGGUCCUGUUACCCUUUUGGAUGCUACACAGACAUAUGAAGAGACAACAGCUGGCCCUACAAACAAACACAGAGGCCCUACGGAGUAUUGGUCUCAGUUUCCAUAGUGUCAUGGCGGCAGGGCCAUGCUGGGAAAAACAACGCAUUCAUAAACACAACAGGCAGGUUUUAGUGGGAAUUUUCCACAAGUUGAGGGAGAAGAUGAAUCUGAGGUUCCAGAGUGUCGCUGGUGUUUGGAUCACAGGACAUCAUACUGUAUGUUCUCGGUGAAUUGUGUCUGUUUAGUUAAAAAGACGGUGAAUGGUUUCGGUCAAGUGAUAUGAUUUGUUUGGUGGACAGAUGCCAACUAAGCUGAUAAUUCCCGAAAACCACAGACGUUGUGUCGGCCUUUUUUCAAACUUGGACAGUGUUUGCUCCUUUUUCAAAUCUAUUACUCCCUUUAUACCUUCUGCAGCGGUUAUCAUGAGUAUUUGCAACAAAUUACCAUGACUUUAAUGCGCUUAUCUCAGAAAACAUUACAAAUUAUGUCUCGUCUGUCAAAAGCUCAUACUUUGGGUGCGUCUGUCUCAGUGUUUCGACACACAUUUAAGCAGGCGAUAAUCAAAGCCAAUACAUGAUGUCACAUCCUAUUAUCUGGACAUUAUCCAGGACCGGAAAAAAAGAAGUUUGAUAUUUUCUCUAUCAGUGUGGAAUGCAAAUACUCUUGUAGUUGGAAGUGCAAACAAAUGAAGGCUUUUCUCAGAGGGAUGAUAUGGGACACCCACAAAAAAAACAACUCUAGACAGCUGUUUGGAGUCGGUAUCACAAAGUUAUUUAGGUCAAAGCUAGUUGCUACAGAAGCACACACAAAAAUCCCAUUAAUUUCCAAUGUUUCAGCAAACCACAGGAUUUCUAAUCACUGCCAAAAUGUUUACUUGACAGCAUGAUUUUACUUAUUGUUAUUACGGGGUGUGUAUUUUCUUUGACUUUGGCAAAUUUGUACACUGUGAGACUUUGCAAAAAUGCACGCUCAGUAAAUCACUUGCAAACUUUGGAUCAGGAACUGUUUCAACAAAUAAAGCUCUGCAGAACCCAUCACAGGGCCGAUGAUAAGCAACUGCAAAGAGAAAUGGAAAUGUCGCUGUUUUAACCAAAGUGCUGUUCGUCUCCUCACCACAGGUGUGUGAGCUGGUCCGCCUCCUUAUCGAGAACUGCUGCAGCGUCCUGGGAGAAGACGUCACCUCGCUGUUCAGGAGCUUCAGCCAGAAAAGCAGCAGCAGUGACCAUGGAUCAGGUGAGAUCUCGGAUGAAGAAGAUUACUUGGGCAAAGAAAGAAGAGAGGACGUUAACUUCCCUCAGAGGGCACUUUUUUAUGAGUCAUUCAGAAGGGCAGCUAUUAAAGCUAUUUUUAAAGUAUUUUCAAUGGAAAGAGCACCAGAGGGGGUAUAUUAUGUUUUAUUAAUGCCAGGAGCAUCCAAGAAGGCACUUCCCCAGCCUUUUUGAGACAUGUGGACACCAUUAGAAAGAUGAAUAGAUGCCAAAUAAGGAAAUCAAGAUCUGUGUAUCAAACUUUAACCCAAAUUCCCAGUUCUGUUCCUUCAUCACUAGAUUGAUUUGGUUGGUACGUAUCCCAUCAUUUUAUCAUCUUGAAAUCCCAGAAGUCACAUUUCUGAUUCAGCUCCAUUAGAUAAACAUGAGCAGAUGACGAAAAAAGGAAGCGCAUUACAGGAAGUGUUUGUGUCUGAAUUCCUGUGUUUUCCCAGAAAUGCAACAAAAAGGCACGUGUUAUAAUCCAAAUGUUUCACCAUGUUUGCUACAACACAAACAACUUGAUGUUUUAUCAAAGUGACAUUUUCAUUGGAAGGUUUUUGCAAGUGGAAAAAUCAGGCUGUCCAUAAAAGCAUCAAACUGUAACUAAACUGAGGUUUCUAUUCAUAAAACCUGCCGGUAUGUCAGCAGAGUGAAAGACGCACACAGUAUUUCCCAGCAGCCUUAAUACCCAACCUGCGGCCCCAGCAACAGCUCCAUAUCCUUACCUUCUUGUUCUCUGAAAAGUUCCCGUUGGCUGAAACCGGUUAAGUGUGUCGUCUCUUAAAAUAUUGCAGCUCAACAGGGAUGUAAUUAAAUGUGUUAGGUUCCCUCAGACCCGUUGAUUGGGGUCAGCAGGUCGACCUGAGGUAGUUUCAGUGAUUGGCGAGGUCACGGCGUUGAAUCUCCUCAUUCAUAAAUAACAUUUACUUUGUUCCCCACUCUAUAAAUAAUCACCAGGGGUUUAAGGAGUGCACGGCAGGACAACACUUUGUGCCCUGUUCUCCUCAUUUUUAGCAAUGAACUAUGGCUUUCUUCAUUUCGAAGGAGUCAAGAAGCUUGGGUUCCCUCAGGCCGACUCCUAACCCUUUAUUCAGCUGUUAGGAUAUUAAUCGGAUAUUAGGAAAGUGAACUUUUGGGGUGGAACAAGAAGUCUUAACCACUACUUUUAAGUAAUCUAAGUAAUCUAAGUUAUUGUAAUGUACAGUAAGACUGAAAAAAACUAACAGUCAUUCAAUAUAAUUUUUUUUCCAGAUGCGUCGUCCUUCCAGAUGAACGACUCGUCCUAUGACAGCCUGGAGAACGAGUUAAACGACGACCCUGAGUCCCCCUACCAGGAGCAGCUGCCCCUUCGUGACAAAGACAAGCCGGACAGCCGCAGCCGUGACUCUGUCAUCACCCUCAGCGACUGUGACCCUGAUCCAGACCCUGACUCCGAAAUCCUGCUGCAGCUCCCCCCGCUGUCCAGACCCAGGAGGUUCAGCCCUGCUGCCCGUCAGAACCGCAACCGCCAGGCAAACGGCCAAUCGCAGGGCCCAAGGAGGCUGAGGAGGAGUUCAGAGCCCGCUUUGGCAGUUGCAAACACAGCGCCGACUGGCACGGUGAUGAUCCACGUCGAUACUGACCAUGUUUCCUUGAGGAAAGCGAGUUACGAUGCUGCCAUGCACGGCGAGAGGGAGGAGGAUGAGGUAUUUCUGGAGCAGGGGCUCAACGGGCUGCAGCUGAAGGAGGAGGCAGCAGACAAAUGUGAGAAGGGAGGAGUCAAAGUCCAGAGUGUUGGGCGGAGAAAGUCGAAGCAUGCUCCUCCGCCUCCAUUGCGUUUGGAUGCAAGUUGCUCCAGCUUGUCGUCCCCGGCAACAUCACCCACAGGCUCCUCCCUAAGCUCUUUAGACUCCGCCUUCUCCCAGUACUCCACUGACUACAACACCAAUGGAGUGAUUCCAGUGGUUGAGCCUGCUCCUGUUUCUCCUCUUUUUCCUGGACGGCCUCAGGUGUCACCCAGGGGCUCGCCUCCUCAGAGAGAAGCCCCGCCUACUUGGCCGCAGUCUACCCCGCCAUCUCGGACCAGCCAAAACCCCCAGAACUCUCACGGCCUCCACCCUAACACAUGGCUGAAGAAGGAUCGCCGCCUGUCAUUGAAGCAAAGUGAAAAUGGACACGUGGAGAAGGACCCGGCAGUGGUCAAUGGUAAAAUCCAUCCAAUCAGUAACGGCUUCUCUACAAGUGACGCCAUGACAACGAGCGAACACAGAUCCAGCAGCCCUCCGUCCUACCAGCAGGCGCUACUGCAGCUGCAGCGCACUCGCUCACCUUUCUACAGGGGGACUGAGAAACCUCUGACAGUCAGAGAGCUGAGGCAGCUCCACGACCAGACCUGCACCUACAAACCCUCAAACAGCGCCACAUCACAAACAGGAAGUGAGGUAACACAGAGGGUGGCGAAAACUGAUUCCCUGCUGCCCCCACAGGGUGUUUUCUUUGGACAGAGCGCCACCACCCUGGUCCUUCAGAGGCAAAAGUCCCACUCUCUCACUCCCACCACAGAGUCGCAAAAAGGGAGAAAGACACUUCCCCUUCCCCGGCGAGCAUCCGAACCUGCCAAGACCACGGCGAACUCUCACCCCUCCUCCAGCCUCACCCUGGACAGACCUCGCUCUUCUAAAGGUCAGACCCAAAACGGCGGCCUCAGAGUGUCAGAGGUGGAGCCAAACCACACAGAGCCACGCUUCUGCCUGUCUCCCUCCGCGACCCGAGCUGUCAGAGACUACUUUUCCUCCCAAGGUCAGGAGGAUGCAGACGCCUGCCUGAGGAGGAGUCAGGAGGUGGCGAUGGCGAUCAUGCAGGGGAAGAGGGAAUGGCAGAGCAGGAGGUGCAGUGACCCACGGGUGGAUGAGUUUGAACAGCUGUUUUUUGCAGAAGAGUCAUAUGUGUAAAUAAUAACUUUGUACAGACACACUGUAAAAAAAACUCUUUUUUCUCAUCUAAAUUGUGUGUACAGUUGUCUUUACUGUUGAUGUUUUAACAUUCAGCCAAACACACCUUUGUUUUCUGAACAGAAAUCAGCCCGAUAGAGAUGGCUGUUGCAAAUUUUUCCCAUGGUACAUCCAAGGUGUGAGACUUUAAAGGUACAGAUACACUUUUUGUGUUCACUGUUUAUCGGGAGAGUAAUAAUUUAAAAUAUUUCAUGAAAUAGAUGUAAAAGCAUUUCUUGUAAUUGCCAGAAUUGACCUGCCAUUAGGACCCUUAAAAUAUUUAUUGAUGCUUGUUUGACUAAGCUGAUACAGAGAAGAUUUAUUUAAAAUUGGACAUAUGAGUCGAUUUAGUCAUAACAGUCCGGCGUUGCAGCUCAUGUGCCAAAAAUCCUGCUCCUUUGAAAAUAUUUUUAUCUGGCAGUGUGUCCUUGUUUUUCCCCUGAAUGUUUCAUUGAUUUUUAAUAGCUUAAUAAGGAAAAAGUGAAGGAAAAGAGCAUCAUAAAAAGAUGAAAAAUAAAGUACAAAGAAGCCCCUACUUCUUUAGAAGUUUCUAAAAAGAAAAGAAGAGCAAUUUGAUCUGCAGGCCAUAGCUAAGUAACUUUUUUGUUGUCAGUUUUUACAGCAAAACAUAAAAUUCAACAGAGCAAAAAGCAAAAUAAGACUUUUUUUUGCAUUUGAUGUUUUAUUUUUCACCAAGAUCACAAACUUUGCAGAACAAGUGUUUGUUAAUGCUGCCCCCUUUAGCUGUAAGGACAACAACAUGGUCAUGUUACUGCUGUGACCUCAUACUUAUACAAUGAAGAUGCUUUUACCACUUAGUCAACACCACCUGUGAUGUUUUCUGGAGUGCCAAAGGCGUAAAGUUUUGUAUCAUGUGCCCCUGCUGUACAUACUUGUAACAUCUUGGACUAUUUUAACAACAUUUAUAUUUUUCAUCCAAGUGGUUGUAUGUCUGAUCUGGUGAUACAACAAGGCCUGUAUUUAUUCAUAUGAGUGAGUCGUCAGACACACAGCACACAGUGUUGUCGUGUCACUCUGGUUUAUGUUUGUCUGACCUGGGAAGGAGGGGAGGGACGAAAAAGUGUGUGUUUGUGUGAAAGACAGGAAGAAAGAAAGUUGAGUAUAAAUAUAAUUAUUGCCAGCGUGUUCCUAUGCAGGAUUGUGAGAAAACUUGUGCCACUGAGGGAGAAAUGUCCUUUUAUUGUUGCAUUUAUAGCACUUCAUUAAUCUCACUGAGAAAAUCUUUCAGUCUUAAAAGAAUAACUAGGACACAGUCUGUUGUGUGUGUGUGUGUAUGUGAAAGUUCACUCGAGUUGUCUAACAAAAUGAAAACAGUUUUCAAACUGUUCAAAAUGUCCUCAUUUCACCAUAUUCACAAUACUUCUCUAAUGUCCUGCUCAGCUGAAAAACUAUUUUCAAGAAGAAAAUUCUGUAUUUCUGUGUUUCAGGCAGCAAGGCGCAAAAUAUCCGAAAAUAAACUUAAAUUUCUGAUUUGACGAUAAACUGGAGAAGAUGGAAGCACAGAGAGUGAAGAAUCAUCAGCAAUUGUUCAGCUAGUUUCAGCUGUUGUCUUUCUGUCUUAGUGAAAACUAGUGUUAGCUAGCUAUCAGUACUGUUAGCAAGAACUUGGCUCUGUUUUUAUGAUAGCAUGGCGUGCUAUCAAACUGUAAUUCAAGUUAGGAAGCAGUAUAGCACUAGCACUAGUUGCUGUAGCAUUUAGACAACUUCCCUAUGACAGGACUUGUAGCAUAACUGAACUGAAAUGUUAGCGAGGUGCUAACAUCAGCUGUUGUUAGCAUCGGAAUACUCCCUAGCUUAAAUAAGCUUAACUGUUGACUCAUCAAAUUUGUCGCUGACAUUGAAAUACAGCUGUUUUUCCUCCAUUUUUUUUCUAUCUAUUAAUGUUUCUGUUUAAUUCGAGAGCCACAAAAUUUACAACGAAUUUUAGAUAUGUUGUAUAUGAUUCUGGUCCUGUAACUCUUUAAGAUUUAAAGCUGCCCACCUUGAGCAUGACAUCAGAGCAAAUGCAAAUAUGGUGAAUAAGAAUAUGAUAUUUGCUUCUUUUUUUAGGUGACAGUUAACACUAAACAAUCUUGUUUCAGCGUGCAUCGGUUGACAGUGUGAAACAUAACUUUCUCAAGUAUUAACACAGUGUUGAAAUGAAAUUAACACACGCUGGAAUAAGGCCAUUGUCAUGUUAAGUGUUACCAACCAAAAUAGUCUCAUAAAGUACUUUAUCCUGUAUUAUUUUAAUGUUUUAAAUGUUAUCUCCAUUACAGUGACUUGUGUUAACUUGUAUAGUUCUCCAUAUUUAUGAUACAGAAAUAUCUAAUUAUAUAUAAAAAUAUUAUCUUGUAACUUUGGUAUGUUGUGUUGUGUGAGAAAAUCAAAUGUGUAUUUUUGUACAUGCCAAUUCUGCUGCUGCUGUCUCAAUAGAAAGUAUAUUUGCUACGAAACGCAACAUUUGUAUAUUGUGUACAUCUGAUGUCCAAUGCUCACGAGAACAAAGUUUCAUUGAUUUUAAUAAAUGUUGCUCUUGUGAAAGUACUACAAA
Molecule: messenger RNA, 67985 nt
Organism: Xyrichtys novacula (pearly razorfish)
Lineage: Eukaryota; Metazoa; Chordata; Actinopteri; Labriformes; Labridae
Source: the annotation of a GenBank genome assembly